This is a messenger RNA of Podarcis lilfordi (Lilford's wall lizard), 51028 nucleotides long. NCBI's taxonomy places the organism in Eukaryota, Metazoa, Chordata, Lepidosauria, Squamata, Lacertidae. The record is from the annotation of a GenBank genome assembly.
CUGCCUUCUAGACCUUAGUAACACUUUGAGGCUAAUAGGUAAAGUGACAGCCUCAUUAUGCCACAACCUUGUUGCCCCAGCUUCAGAAGUGGCAUGUAAAAGGUCCUGGGUUCAAUCUCCACCAGCAUCUUCAAGUAGAGCAGCUGACAGAAGAGGCAAUACUGAGAUCGACAGACUAAUGGUCUGAUUCAGUACAAGGUAGCUUCCUAUGUUCGUUAUACUGUACUGCGAAUAAGGCAGAAAACAUAAUUGUCCUAGGGUCUGUUAAAAAUAGCUCACAUUGGCUUCCCUGUGUGUGUGCCUGUGUAUGGGCACUAGAGAUAUCUUGCAUUUAUUUAGGCAUAAUUUCUAGAAAUUCCGAGGAUGAUAAAAUGUGGGUGGAUGAACGAGGUAUACUGUUAGGUGGAUUUGUAACUGGUUAACUGACUAAACCUAAUGAAUAUUCAUUAUCGGUUCCUUAUGAUCCUGGGAAAAAAUUGACAAGUGGGGGUGCUGCAGGGUUCUGUCCUGGGUUGUUCAACAUCUUUGUAAAUGACUUGAAGGAAUGGAGGGAAUGUUUAUCAAAUUUGCAGAUGACACCAAACUGGGAGAUGUACCUAAUGCCACAGAAGACAGAAUCAGAAUACAAAAUGACUUCAACAGAUUGGAGAACUGGGCCCAAGUUAACAAAAUUAAUUUCAAUAGGGAUAAAUGUAAGGUCCUGCACUUAGGCAGGAAUAAAUAAAUGCACAAAUAUAAGAUGGGCUAAACCUGACUUAAAGAAUCCAGGGGUCUUGGUGGACCACAAGCUUAACAUGAGUCAACGGUGUGAUGCAGCCGCAAAAAAGCUAAUGCAUCAACAGAAGUAUAAUGUUCAGAUCAAGAGAAGUAACAGUCCCACUCUAUUCCAGCAGGGAGGUCAGAAUCGCCCCAGAACACAAAAACCAAUUGUUAGGGAUAACCCAACAUUACAAAGAGUUCACUUGGUGGAAAGAGACAGUAACAUAGGUAUGAGAUGAUCUUCUUUGGGUGGAGGCAUUCUUUCAUAGAUGGGACAAUACCACUGAAAAGACUCAGAAACAGGUGCCAAAAAUAGUAUUUUGUAAAUGGGCAUAGUUGGACUGGAUUGUAGUAUCUGCCUUCAAAUCUCACCAUCAUUUGAUAUUUAUCACCAGCAACAACUUUUUUUCUCUUCAACAUAUUCGUUUCUUUAACUCCCAGCAAGAAGAGCUUAUGUCAUGUCUGAAAACUAGGUUACUAUAGUGGCUUUUUGGACGUUUCAUUGCUGAACUGCUGCCAUUUAGGGUCUCUCCCCACUCUCAAGAAAGAGACUCCUGGUCCAGUUGGUUAUCAAAGGGUGCUGUGCAACACCGUGGUGUGGCGGGAAAGUUCAAGGACAAUCAAUAUUAUAUUUUGGGAAUGCUCUUAAGUAGCCACAUCGCUUUAUAUUUUCUGGAUGUCUUGUGGCCGUAUUACAAAGCAGUGUUUUAUGUCCUAAUUCAAGCACUGCUGUGUGUCGCUCCUUUCCGUUUUACUUUCUUGUCAACGAAAAAAAUCGCCGUGGCGCGAGCACAUUUUUAUUCCGAAAGCGUAGCCCAGAGGGAGGAAAAAAAAAGUUUGAGAACCACUGAGCUGGAGUCUCUGUGGGGCUUUUGACCAUCUUUGUCGAACCCGAAAGUGUGAGGCGAUUUUAAAAAGUACGCGCGCACACGCAAAAAAACCCCCCUUCCCCUCAUGCUCUCUUCUUGUUUCUCGCUUCAAAAACAUUCCAGCGCCUGGUCUUCUUGGGGGAAAAAAGAUUUUGGCUUGUGUGUGGUUUUUUUUAAGUUUAAAAGUGCUACGUGAGGCGGCGAGGCACACGGUGCGACGAGGGCAUCUGAGGCAACGGGGCCGCCACCGCCGCUGCGUGAGGGGAGGAAACGAAAGCCGGGAGCGGAGGAGGGCCGGCGCCUGACGGGGCGGAGCGUCUGGCUUCGCCGCCGCCGCGGCCUCCUUCUCCUCCCCUCGUCCGCGGCCUCCGCCGGCUCCGCCCUCCGCCGCGGCCUCCUCCGCCGGCUCCUCCUCUCGGGCCCUGCCCGCCUCGCCUCAGCUCGGCUCCCUCCGCCCUCAGCAAAGCCAUCAUCGCCGUGCCUGGCGCCGGAGUUUGGCGGGGGGGCCUCGGCAACGGAGCUCCAGCCGACGAGGGAGGAGGAAGAGGAAGAAGAAGAAGAGGAGAAGGCGGGCUUUAUUUUUAUUUCAUUAUCAUCGUCACCAUUAUUAUUAUUUUCCCUGCCGCCUCGCCUCCCCCCUCCCCGCCCGCCGCCGCUCUCCUCAUAGAAGAAGAAGAAAAGGGCGCCACGCCGCCCGCCCGAGGGCCGCCGCCAUGUACACGGCGGGGGGAGCGGCCCCCGUCGCCGCGGGACCCGGUGAGUGAGCUGCCGCUUCUAUCCCCCAAACCCCGCCAGUUCCACGAGGGAACGGAGAGAAAGGCGGCGCUUCCCUCUCUUCUCCCCCCCCCCCAAAAAAACAUUAAAUGGGUGGGCAGCGCUGAGGCGGGAACCGGGUUUGUGAGGAGAAAGAGAGAGGAAGGAGGCGCAGGAGUAGCAGCGAAGGAGGCGCACGAGGCGCCGCCAACGGUCUCUCGGGAGGGAGGGGGGGAGAGGGAGGGAGGUGCGCGCGCUCCCUCUCGCGCGGCCGGGCUCUGUGAGGGGGCGCUCGGUACGUUUCCCUCAGAGCGGCCGCCGCCGGCGGCGGUCUCGCCUCAGCCGCCCGGCCUCCCUCCCUCGCUGCCGGCUCUCCUCCUCCGCCAGCUGCCUGGGCGAGACCCGGAAAGAGGAGGAGGAGGGCGGCAGCAGCAGCAGCGGGAGGGUGUCGGUUGCGGGUCGAGGGAGAAGAGGUUUUUUUAAAGGCUCCUCUUGCCCGCUUUUUUUACCUCAGCUGUGGAGUCGGUGGGGGGGAGGGGGCGAAGGUGGCGCUGCGCUUUCCGAGGCUCCUUUAAAAAAAUAUAAAAGUAAUAAAAACCACUUGCACACGGACUUACAGUCCUCCUUUUCCCCGCAAUUGAUUUUUUAAAGUGAAAAGCACACUCACAACAGCCCCCCCCCCAUAGACCGGUUGCGAGGGAGGGAUGGGCAGCUUCGCGACAGCGCCGCCUGAGAGACCCCCUGGCGUGGGGGGCGUGCUGGGUGGUCGCGAAGCAUCAGGGCCCCCGGCUGCGCGGGGGGAGAGAGGGAAGUGGAAAAAUAAAUAAAUUAAGGGGGCGCCUGUGUGUGUUUUGUAUGGCUGCCUCCUUUGUGUUUUGGCAGUGGCUGCCCUCACCGUGUUGUGGUUGCCUUUCUCUGUUGUAAGGGGGGACCCCCCGGCCGGUUUGCAGUUUUAAGAGAGUGAAGCCGAACAAUGGGCAUUGGCAAAAAGAUGGGGUGGGUGAUGGGGGCAGGCAGGGUCUGGGUAGGGGAGAUGGUGGCAGGAGUAUCUUUGCCUGGGCUGGAUGUGAAAAGAGUUCAGUCCACUACUACUGUUAUGCUCCAUUAGCUGCCAUCCAAGAGGCUCGCUGGUGCUAAAACAGAACCACUGUGGACUCGCCUUUAUAUUUGUAUGUGUAUGCAACACCACAUAUAUAAUGCCCACCAUUUAUUCCUGCAUUGCAGGGGGUUGGACUAGAUGACCCUGGGAUCCCUUGCAACUCUACAAUUCUAUGAUUCUAUUUAUGCACACAUAUAUACAAAGCAUAAGAAGAGCCCUGCUGGAUCAGGCUGGUGGCUCAUCUAGUCCAGCAUCCUGUUCUCACAGUGACCAUCAAGAUACUUGUGGGAAUAUGUGUGUGUGUGUGUGUCUAUAUAUCACUAUAUAUAUUAUAAAUUAUGUUUUUGUGUAUGUGCAUACACAUACUGUUACACGUGUGUGUGUGCGCAAAUGCAUAUAUGCAUUUGGGUUAGUGUGAUGUGCUGGAUUAGGGAGACACAGGUUCAAAUCCCCACUCAGGCAUGAAGCUGACCAACCUUGGGCCAUUCAUCCUUGCUUACCGAUAUUUAUGCAUUAUAUUUAUAUCCUGCCUUUCCUUCAGGCACCCAAGGUGAUGUACGUGGUUCUUCAGUGCCACGUUACCUUUACAGCUGUUUUGUAUGGUAGGUUAGGUUAAGACAAUAGUUACUGGGCCAAGAUCACUUGGUGAGUCUUAUAGCUGCAUGGGGAUUUGAAUCCUGGUCCCACACUAACCACUACACAACACAGGUUCUUACAGUUGUGAGGAGUGGGAUGUUAUGUAUGCUGCCCUGAGCUUCUUGGAGGAAGGAUGGGAUAUAAGCACAAUAAUAUAUCGCACACAGACACAUAUGCACACCCCAUUUCUCAUAUGUCUUCAUAGCAUCUUGCUGGCAGCUGCACACCAAAUGUUGCACUUCUGUUUCAGUGCGAAGGUAUGGUUACAAGUUUACUCACACUUCCAAGUUUACUGAUAUGGGGUAACUGCCACCACCACCCCAUUCACAUUAUGUCCAUGUAGUAUCUCUUCUGGAUCCAGAACCUGCCAGAAUAGGGGGGACCCCUUAUGUUAGGGGUCCAUUUCUGGUUGUCAGAGUGACCUGACAAUUUUUGUGCCCCUUCUCAUAAUAUGAAGUGCAACCCUCAGAUUGAGAACAUUUUCACUGCUGGACCGAACUAGAAAUAUCUCUGUGUACUGAUGGGCACUGUCAUUACUAUACUAUAUAAUUUGCGUGUGUUGUGCAAGUUACAUUCUGUUGUGCACAGGCAAUACAGUAUCAAAGCUGAACAGGUGAAAUUAGGGAUUUUGUUUAUUCCUUCUGUACCAAAUAUUUAUCUUGUUGAAACAACCGCCCAAAAUAAGAAUGUAUGGAAGUGCUGGUAAACUUGUCUGGCAAGUGUGCCACAAGUCUGGCCAAAAAAUAGUGCCACAACAGCGCGCAUGUUGCAUCCAUGCCUUUUGUACUGAACAAAAAGCAAGCAUAAAGACAAACUGCUUGGGAGUCUGAAGAUGCAGUGGCGUAGCGUGGGUUGUCAGCACCCGGGGCAAGGCAAGUAAUUUGCGCCCCCUAACCCGUGGAUUUUAGCAGGGGGCAGAGAGCUGCGAGUGCGAGCACGCCCCCUCCAGAUAUUGCGGCCGGUGCGGCCGGCACCCCCUGCACCCCCCACGCUACGCCACUGUGAAGAUGUGCUUCUCCUGGCUAUGUUUGCAACAAACUAGCUCCCUUUGCUACAGGUUGACCUCCCAUGAAGUGUUGGAUCAAUGAAGUGUACUGAGCUCAGUUGCUAUUCCAUUCUUUUCUUGUAUUUAUAUACCCCAUAUAGUAAAAAAUUAGCAAUUUAAACAGUUUAACAUCUCUGGCAGCCCUUUAAACAUAUUACUAGCUAGGGUUUCACAGAGUUUAUCCAGUCUAAAAUCACUUUUUACUCUCCUUGUUGAAUCAGCAUACAGUGGUAUCUUGAUUUAUGAACUUAAACCGUUCUGGAAGUCCGUUCUUAAACCAAAACCAUUCUUAAAUCGAGGGGCACUUUCCCUAAUGAGGCCUCCCGCUGCCAGUACCCUUCCACUGUUCAGCUUCCGUUCUUAGACCAAGGUAAAGUUCGCAAACUGAGACACUACUUCCGUUUUUCAGAGUUCUUAAACUGAAUAGUUCGUAAACAGGGCUGUUCUUUAACCGAGGUACCACUGUAUUUGAGAUGUUCCUGGGCAUCUCACUUAAGGCAUGUUACCUGGGGCUUCCAGACAGGUAGCAUGUUAAAAGUACAGUAAGUUGUAUAGUUAUUGCAUCAGAUCAGAUAUUUCCCAUCUAAUAACUGCUUCUGUUGUGAGGAAGUUGCAUUUUCCUCUGCUCUCAAACCUGAUGCUUGUUGCUAGGAAAACAUAGCUAUUAGUCCAGGGUGCGCUCUAACUGUGCCAAGUCUUUAAUUCUGUGGACGCUCCUUGGAUGCUGUUGGCACUCUUUCUAAUGAGGAGUGUAUCCCCUCCUGAAAAGUGUGUGCUGUUUUGUGAAAAUUGUAGAAGUUUGCGUUGCUUCUUAGAACAUUCUGUAGAGGUUGAGCAUGUUUCUGCAGCACCUACCAGUCCAUCAUGCAAAGUUAAACACUUAUCUUGCCCUUUAAAAAUAGGUGGCAAACAUGAGCAAAGCAACUUUUCUUUUCUGGCAGCGGUUCUUAGCUGCAUACCCCACUCCUCCAGCAUUGCUGAUUUAAAAACAUCCAGCUCCCUGCCUGUUCUUAGUAAAGAUACUCCAUCGUGUGUGUGUGUGUGUGUGUGUGUGUGUGUGUGUUGGGGGGGUAGGGUGUAUUGUACCCAGUGUUCAAAACACCCAUUGCUCUAGGUACAUUUUGCGACAGGGAAUUUCAUUAGCACGAGCAGUUUCUGAGCUCAGGGCUCAGUACUACACCUAAGAUUUCAGAUUAAAACUGCAGGGUGGGAGGAAAGGAGGACCUUUUUCUGCCUCCCCACUUCCAGCUACUCUUUGUAGAUUGGAGAAGAUACCCUCUUAAGAAUAUUAGGGUGUGGACAGGAAAAGGACUAGAUCGUGUGAAAAAUGAACAUAAUAUUUUAGUUGCAGUUUAUUCAUUUUCAACUUUGGGUUCUUUUUAUUUAAAAAGCGCACCUAAACAUUCCGUUGUUGCACCCAUAACCUAAGUUUAAGGUGCCAUUUAGCUCCUAGCUUUCAUAGCUCAGUUUCUACCACUGAUUGUACUAAAGGUGUAAAAUGUUAAUUUAUUUUUAAUGCCUGGGAGUCAUCUGACAUUGCCCAUAGAGUUGUAAAGUGUAAACACACAACAGUAGUGACUUUGCCCUCCCUGCUGUCUUUCAUAGUGUUCAGAUACAUACAGUGGGAUCUUACCAAUAUCUCAGUUGCCACUUCCAUAUCACACCAGUCCUGUAUCUCUUCCUCACCCCUGAUUGGGAGAAAGGUGGGAUAUAAAUACAUUAAAUAAAUGAAUACUGUCUUGUCUGCCUAAUGUAGAUUUCAAGGCUUCUCAAAAGGAAUUGUGUUUCUUCUCAUCAGCUAUAUAGUAGUUUGCAUGCUGUUGUCACUGAAUUAAUGUUUAACAGUAAUAAUGUUUAACAGUAAGUGAAGUGUAAUGCAUAGGUGAUUUUCAGAAUCAGCCUGCCCAAGUUAUCCUGAUACUAAGCAAGAUUGAUUGUACUGCCUGAAAGUAUUUUCCCUUCUUAUUCGUUCUUCAUGGCACAGGUGCUUCCCAGUAGCAUACAUGCAAUGGGCCCAGCAUAAUUGUGUUUAGUGAGUGGUAAACUAAUUCUUCAUUUUGUGCAUCUUUAUUGAGACAUAACACUAUUAGUUAUUUUUGGAUUGGCAGGCAUCUAGCCCUUCUGGGUUCAGAGGCUGCUGAAUGUUAGCUGCUGUGGGGCAACAGCACAGGAGGGCUAUUGCUUUCAUCCCUUUGCUAUGUGCUUCUCAGAAGCAUUUGCUUGACCACUGUCUGAAACAGGAUGCAGACUUUGAAGAAUUCUUGAUAUUAUCCAGAAGUACUGCCCUUAUCCUCUUAAGGGGAAGUGUCCCAGCAAGUUACAGUGAAAGCCCAAAUAUAAUUCCUAGUUGAGGAAUUCAACAACUACAUGACUUUACAUUCUACCCAAUAUGCUUGUUUUAUGUUUUCAGGACUUAAAUCCUAACUUGUAGCUGGCAAGAUCUGAAAUAUUUUACAUAGUACCUUUUUAUUGAAUCAAUUGCCUUUGAGCAUAAGGCUUUGAGUUCUCCAGAACUGAAGCCGAACUUUGUGGAAGUUGCUUACCAUAAAGUAUCAUCUGCAUUAAUUUUUUACACAAUGUCUUUUGUUGCAGCACAGCAGUUAACAACCCAUUAAAUGGUGUGUGAGAGAGAAAUGUGUGUUUUGAAGUGGUGGCUUGAUUGAAAUCCAGUAAAGCAUGUUUACUUGUGUGUUCUUGGUUUUGUGUAAAGGUUUAAUUUGGAAAUAAGCUUAAUAUAUGCACGUGCUGUAGAUGCUUGAAAUGGUGUGUCACAUUUUUUCUUCUGUAAAGAUUUAAAAGAAAUCUAAGAAAUGGUUUUCAGUAGUUUACAUGCUGAGAGUUUGAUUCUGUUUUAAAAGUGCACUUUUUUAUUUCUGUGUGUUGCCUGAAUUAUAGUUGGAGAGAACUAAUAGAUUUUUGUGCCACGUUAAAACAAUGCAGUACACCCAAAUCACAAGAAAGAAAUCUACCAUUUUUUCCUAAAUAUUCUCCAUCAGUACAUAGUCUUGGUUCAAAUAAUUACUUAGGCCAGUGUCUUAGGUCAGGGAUGGGUAACUUUUUUAUUAUUAUUACUUAGAAGAGUCCUUGAGCAGUGGGAAGAUUCAGUGAGGGGAAGGAGUUGAAGCCAAUAUUGGGCAGGGCUGGUACUGACAAUGUAACAUAGGGUGCUGCCUUAUACUUUACCUUACACCAUGUUGGAUCAGUGAUGGUCCUAGCUCAACGCUGUCAAAAUUGACUGGCAGCGGCUCUCCAAGAUUUCAGACAGGACUCCUACACGGAGAUGCUAUGCAUUGAGCUUGGGACCUUUUGCAAACAAACUAUGUGCUGUACCACUGUAUGACAGCUCCAUACCCCAGUGGAUGGAAGCAGAGCCACAUAUGGAUGGAUAGCCUCCCCCCCUUCUCUUUCCUUCCAUUCCCUCAAUGCAUUAAUGUGUAGUGUUAGUUCAUGGGUAGGCAAACUAAGGCCCGGGGCCCGAAUUCGGCUCAAUCGCCUUCUAAAUCUGGCCUGAGGACUGUCCGGGAAUCAGUGUAUUUUUAUUACAUGAGUAGAAUGUGUGCUUUUAUUUAAAAUGCAUCUCUGGAUUAUUUGUGGGGCAUAGGAAUUUGUUCAUUUCCUCCCCAAAAUAUAGUCCGGCCCCCCACAAGGUCUGAGGGACACUGGACCGACUCCCUGCUGAAAAAGUUUGCUGACCCCGUGUUAGUUGCAUGAGUUGAGAGUCAGACUCCAGUGUCUCCUAAAGUGUGGCAAAAAGUUACUCUUCACCUCAGUUUCCCUUGGGUGCCUUAAAGUGAAGGAAGUUUUCUGCUUUGCUCCUAUGGCACUUGCUUGUCCCUUUGAUUUUCCUUUCCUCCCUUAAGCAAGUGUCGCCCAAGAAGAGGAGCCAGCUGCCCUGCUAAAAAAACAAGAACAAAGAACAUCUUCCUUGUUCCCUUCUGUUCCUCCCUCCCUCCAGCUAGUGCCAGCCAAGGGAACAUGUAGCCACCACACUGCCCUGCAUGAAAGCAAAGGACCACUCACAGGUACCCUCCUGAGGCAGCGAGCUGGAUCAGGUUAGGCUGUGGGUCAGAUCUGGUCCACAGGGGUUCCCUACCCCUAGCUUAGUUGAGUGGAAAUUAUUCUUAUUCUUAAAUAAACUGCCAUACCACCUUUCUUCCACGGAUCACGGGGUGGUUUACAAUAUAACAACACAAAAAUACACACCAUAGUAACAAACAAAAACAGUAACCCUUACACACACUCUCUCUCACACACACAGAGAGAGGGUUUAAGGCCAUAGAUUGUUUAAUUUGGCAAACACCUGGGAGAAGAGGAAUGUUUUAGCAUGGCACCUAAAGAUAUGUAAUGAAGGUGCCAGGCAAGCCUCCCUGGGGAGAGCAUUCCACGGGGAGCCACCACAAACAUAUAACCCCCACACAAGCUCUGCUUGUACUGCAAAUAUAAAAAUUAUUUAAUGACCACAAAAAAUGAAAGCAAUUUAUUUAUAUGCCACUUAAAUGUCAACAAUUAUAAUAAAAAUGACACUUUUUUAAAAAAUGAGAUUCUUCUUCUUCAAUUUAUUAGUUGCUUUUUUGCCACAGACAACCCAAAGGAAAUUACAAAAAGAAAAAGCGAAAACAUACAUACAUUAAAACCGGAAAAGAAAAGAAUACAUUAAGACAUCUAUACUAUACUAUUUGAAGGUCAGGUUUUAAAUGGUGUGUUGGCCCUUACCAGCAGAUUGAUAAAGGUGGAUGAGGUUAAAGCUCUGGAUUAAUUGGGUUUUCAGUAUUACUUUGUAUAACAUAAAAAGCUGUAUAAUAUACAAAGUUGUAACUUAGAUAGAUAGAUACAUUUCCAUGUGCAUAGAUAUAUUUAUACCCCACUCUUUAACCAAAGUUGUGAAGGUAGCUUUCAAUGCAUUUAAUAUACAGUAGCUCAGUCAUCAGGUUAGUUCCUCACUGUGUUGGCCUUCCUUACUCAGGCAGCUGUUGAUUUCUCUUGCAGCUUCUGGCAGCAGAUGCAAGAGGCACAGUAAAGGGGUAGGAAAAGGUGUAUACAAUCCACUGUCCCGUCCUCAGCUGUUCCAGCUGCCACUCUGCUGUUCCAGUCUCUGGGCCGUGGCAGGUCUUGGAUGAAAUGAAAGCAGCCAGAUGUUGGAGUCCUACACAGGGUGGGAUUUGCUCACCUGGGCUGCUUUUGAUGUCACAUGUCACUUCUGGCUCCUGUUGCAUGUGGGGAGAUGUGUACAAGCUUCUCCCAGGCUUUGGAUGUUUCCACUUUUUGACUAAUUAAUGGAGGCUGAUCCCAACAGCUUGUUUUUGCGCUACUCCGUCUAACAAAGACAAAGUGAUUACUAAAACACCAUCUAUUUCUCUCUUAAAAUCUUGCAAAGGGUGGGAAAACUAAUUGCCAGCCUCAGUAUUUUUCUAAAAAGCAAGCUAUUCCCUGUAGUUAAGAUAGAUAUUUAAAUUUUUGAUGUAUUUAUGUUGUUUGGAACCAAUUCUAGAUCCAACCACUUACUCUCUAUUGAAUUCAACUGACUUCAGUUAUGUCAUGGCUAAUUUGUCCCACUGAUUUCAUUAAGACUGAAGUUUAACUAAACUUAGUUUGAAUCCAAUCCAUAUUCUUUUCUGGAUGGCAAAUGCUAGUUUGAACACAUGUGUCUGAUAAUCAUAAUUGUUUAUUUAUAGCAGAGGGGAUGAACAUGUGGCUUUCAGAUGUUAUUGAGCUCUCAGCCCCAAUUAGCCCCAGCCAGCGUGACCAGUGGUCAGAAACAUCUGGAGAGCCACGGGCCACAGGUUUUUCACCCCUGGUUUAUAGAAACAAAAAUGGCUGUUGCAAUGAAUGCUCUUGUUGACAUAAUAUGACAUCUGACUGCAGCAUUUUCCUGUUGAUCGAUCCACUUAGAUUUAUUUGGCGUCUUCUCUCUGUGAAGCUAAAACAAAACUUGAAUAAUUUAAGACAUUUUAGGCCUAGUUCACACAUACAACAGAGGAGGCAAUAAAAUUGUUGCCACACUGUAUUGCUUCAGGCUGCAGGGAUGUGUAUAGAGAAGGCCAUGGAAAACUAGCAGAUUAGGGAGAAGCCUAGGCUAGAACUCUUCUCACUGACGUGUAGUUGUCUGUGUAUAAAUAAAUUCUUAUAUGGAAAGCUUUAGCAUGUCUGACUCCGUAAUAUGCAAGUUUUCUUCGAGCAGAAGGAAUAUAUUUAAUUUUUCUGUGGUUUGUACUGCCUUAAAACAAGCCAGCUGCAUUAUAGAAAGUCGUAUGGCAGGUCAUGUACCUCAGUAUUGUAUACAGACUGCAAGCAGCCCUUCAGAGUUCUGUAGAACAAGCAUGUCCAACUCCCAAGAGACUGCGAUCUACUCCCACGAAAGAAACAAACAAAACAUGGCAGUGAUCUACCCGUUGGGUUGACCAAAGUUGUUGAGCUUUUUGGGGGGAGGAAGAUCCCCAAAUGCACUAGGGUAGCCUUCAGAAACACUGUUGCAGCGCAUAGUGGAACUGGGCUAGUUGGGGCUACCUGUAGAGGGUUCUGAUGAACUCAUGAUAGCAGGGAUAUGCCUCUUUCACACAGAUUUGCCUCAGCUGCACAUAUAUUGCUAGAGGUUGCCACAACACCCCCUCCAUUCACACUGAGAGCCAGUGUGGCAUAGCGGUCAAGAGCAGUAGACUCGUAAUCUGGUGAACCGGGUUCGCUUCCCUGCUCCUCCACAUGCAGCUGCUGGGUGACCUUGGGCUAGUCACACUUCUUUGAAGUCUCUCAGCCCCACUCACCUCACAGAGUGUUUGUUGUUGGGAGGAAGGGAAAGGAGAAUGUUAGCCGCUUUGAGACUCCUUCGGGUAGUGAUAAAGCGGGAUAUCAAAUCCAAACUCUUCUCUUCUGUUGGCCCUAGUGGCACAGUCAGGAAAGAUGGCAGGUAUCUUUUGCGUGCUGUGUUGUCUGGGCUCUCUUUCCUCUCCUUCGUUGUGUACAUAAAACAGUGAUUGUGAGCAGCAUGAAGAGAUUUGAACUGCCAAGGGGGUGCGUGGGAGCUGGCAAUAACAGGGUCAUUGCUGGCUGUGCCACUGGGGCUGAUAAAGUAGGGGGAUGUUGCCACAUCAACAUGAAUGUUGUAAGUGUGGUGAGACAGUGCUGGAGGUCUGUUUCCUUUGCUCUAAGUUCAUCAGCUUCCUCUGUGGCCUAUGAGCAUUUUUAUGGGCACUGUCCCUGAUGGGUGGGCACUGGCAGAGUUUCCAGGGAUGCCUUGAGAAUAUCUUUGUGUGGCAUGUUGUUGUUGUUUAGUCGUGUCUGAUUCUUCGUGACCCCAUGGACCAGAGCACGCCAGGCACUCCUGUCUUCCACUGCCUCCCACAGUUUGGUCAAACUCAUGCUGGUAGCUUUGAGAACACUGUCCAACCAUCUCAUCCUCUGUCGCCCCCUUCUCCUUGUGCCCUCCAUCUUUCCCAACAUCAGGGUCUUUUCCAGGGAGUCUUCUCUUCUCAUGAGGUGGCCAGUAUUGGAGCCUCAGCUUCAGGAUCUGUCCUUCCAGUGAGCACUCAGGGCUGAUUUCCUUAAGAAUGGAUAGGUUUGAUCUUCUUGCAGUCCAUGAGACUCUCAAGAGUCUCCUCCAGCACCAUAAUUCAAAAGCAUUUGUGUGGCAUAUUGACUCUAUAAUGACCAUUCUGCUGGUGUCAUGGUGGCAGUGUAAGUGUAGGAUUGCUUUGUAUCGACCCCCCCCACCCCCCAAAUCAAAUAGCUCUUUGUUCAAAUGGUUUUGGAGACUUAGAUGGUAAUGUUUCAGUCCAUUUCAGAACUUUGGCAGUGCCAUCUAAGCAUACGUGUUAAAUAUCACUUUCAGUGGUCAUUUCUUAAAAGUACAGCACAACAGAUUUUAAUAAUAUUUUUGGAACACCAAGGUCUACCAAAGCCAUUUUUACUCAGCUUUAAGGAUGCCAGUAUAUUGGAAGUGCUUCUUAUCUUGGACUGAACAUUUCACGUUAUUUCUCCACCUUUGUCUAUCAGCUUGAAACAGAAGAAUGUUAGAGAGCUGACUCUAUACGAUACUCUGCAGAAAAACUUUGAAAACUAAAAGUUACCUUUCUUUACAGUGACUCCAGCUUAUUUGUGGUGUAUAACACUAGGAACUUUUAUAUGAACACUGCAGCAGCCCAUAUUUCCAGCAACUGAAGUUUUCAUAAACUUGGAGAUAAAUUUAAUAUGCUUUGUUUUGUCAAAGCUUUUUAUCUUCAUAAAAACUUUAAUUUCACAGUACUGUUGCUGAAGCUAGGAUGACUGAAAUAAUGACCAAUUAAUGUAAAAUGUAAGUGCAGAUGGAACUACAGUAGCAGAAUGAAGUGAACAGAAAUAAAGUUAUGGCAGCUGAAGAUUAUGAAUUAUUUAAAUUGUAUGUAAAAGUAUAUUGUGCUAUUUUUUCCGACCGAAAGAGCAAAUUAAUAAUAAAAACAGCAAUUUUAGUCAUUUGACACAUUUAGGAUCCAAAUGAAUGAGGAUCUUUGUGUAUUAAAGCUAUCAGACUACAUUGCUAGUUUCAAGAGCAAGAGAGGGAGCAAUUAUUUCUCUAAACAGCACUAAAAGCACCAUCCACUGGUAAUUUAAAAUGGGAAUAAUAUAUAUAUUAUUAAACAAUAUUGCCAGCAUAAUUGAUCAUAAUACAUUCAUCUUGGGGCUUCUCCAGUGAACUGGAACCAAAAUGACCACACUUCCAUUUGACUUGUUUGGCGGUUCUCCUUCCUACUAAAAUACUUUCACAUUAUCAAAAAAGGAAGUAGUGGCUAUGUAUUUGAGAGGGGGCUGCGGAUGUACGGUAAAAGUGUUUGUGUGUGUGAGAGAGAAAUCAGUAGUAUCAUAUACACUUGAAGUCCUUUCUCUGUGUGAGCAGAGGUGUUGAAGUUGGUAUUGUUAUUUGAAAGACUCAGCCUUCAUUUGCAAAACAAUUGUUACAGUUACAGACUUAAUUACUGAUUGUACCAGGCAUAAAUCAAGAGUUUUCUCAUGACAUUCAAAAACUUUUGUGCAUCUAGACAACAUUUUCUCUAAUAUUGUUGUAAGAUUCUAAUGGAACAAUCCAGCUUUUUUGUUGUUUUUUAAAUCUACAUUUUUGUUGUUAAUCGCUUUAGGGUGUUUCAUGGGACGUGAUUCAAAAAAGAAAUAAAGUAAAGCACUUUUAUGUAGUGAUGGGCAAAUGCUCCUUAGUUUUGUCUUGAAAAACAUUUUCCAUUUGCUCUCCUUGAGAAAAGCUUGAGAUUGACAAAUAGAUAAAGCACAGUGCCAGUUCUCUUCCCUGUUACCAAGGCUAUGCAUGUCCCCAUGACAUGAGAACUAUUGGUCCCCAUAUGAGGAGUGGGAUGGGUUGCUAGGGAUCUGGCAGACCGAACUGGUGGCCGGGUGCCCCAGGGGAGAUCACAAAUGAUUGUGGCUUCGAUCACUCAUAGCAGAAGCAUAGUGAGAUUUAGAAAAUAGUGGAGAUGGAAAAAACUAGUAGUUACUUAUUUCAAGGAAAACCCCACUAUUAUUUAUUCUAGAAAGGGAAGUAUUCUGCUGUACUCAGGAGAAUAUAAACACUGUAUAGGAAGUACAGUAAAGGUAAAGGGAUCCCUGACCAUUAGGUCCAGUUGUGACCGACUCUGAGGUUGCGGCGCUCAUCUCGCUUUGUUGGCCGAGGGAGCUGGCAUACAGCUUCCGGGUCAUGUGGCCAGCAUGACUAAGCCGCUUCUGGCGAACCAGAGCAGCGCACGGAAACACUGUUACCUUCCCGCUGGAGCGGUACCUAUUUAUCUACUUGCACUUUGAUGUGCUUUCGAACUUCUAGGUUGGCAGGAGCAGGGACCAAGCAACGGGAGCUCACCCCGUUGUGGGGAUUUGAACCGCCGACCUUCUGAUCAGCAAGUGCUAGGGGAAGUAUUCUGCUGUAAUCAGGAGAAUAUAAACACUGUAUAGGAAGUACAGUAGGAUAUGGUAAUAAAUAACUACUUAAUAGUACAGUUGUGUGUUGUGAUUGCUUUUGGUGUUGUGUAGGUAUUAGACAAAGGGUGGGAAACUGGAUCAGGCUAGUAGGCCAAAUCAUUAUCUCCUCCCUCCCCCAACUCUUGUGGGCCAAGCCUGACAAAUGGGCGGAGACACCCACCUGUCAAUCACCUGAUGUUAUAGUGACAUCAGUGGAUCCUUUUUUUACCUGCACACUUUAAAAUCAGUUAUAUUUCCUGACUUCCUGAUUUAAAAGUAUAUGUGUGCUCUAUAGUAAAAUAUAUUAAAGCUAUUAAAUGUUUCCCCUUCUUGUUGGUUGGUUAUUAUAAAUCUAUACUGAAUCUGUGUUUUGAUAAGUAGCAUUGUUUUACAGCUGUUGAGUUAAGCAUGUAUUGUAUAUUACACCGAUAUAGUGAAAAAAACUGAGCAGAGUAAUAACUAGACAUGUGAUUCAAAAACAGAACCAGAAUUCCUGCUUUUCAGUCAAGUUAAUCCUGUUUACUUACAUGCCAGUGCAAUGCAACCCAGUUUUGAUGGGUUGCUGUGGACCAUUCUUUCUCUUUGCUGUGCUAUACAGCUGCUCACCAGAGUGUGUUCUUGGCUAGCAUUAAAAUCCUUGUUACUAAGCUGGUUUUAAGAGAAAGUACUUUGGAUUGCUAAAAUGAUACUUGGACUGCAGCCAUUUAUAUUGCUGUAUUGAAAGAGUGAUUUUUGCUACAAACAGUAGGAAGACUCACUGGAUAACUUUGAUUAUUCUCCUGCUUUAGUUUAUUGCCAUUUGUUACCUUGCUAUGAAUGACAUAGGAAUAUAUGUUACAGAGAAUUGCAUUUACGGAAUUUGCAUUACUUUUUGUGCUUUUCCCUCCUUUCUAGUACUUGCAACGCCUCCGCCUAUGCCUCCUCCAAUACAGGCAUAUGCAUUUAAACCUCCCCCUCGACCUGAUUUUGGUACUUCAGGGAGAUCAAUCAAACUGCAAGCCAACUUUUUUGAAAUGGACAUUCCAAAAAUUGACAUCUACCAUUAUGAAUUGGAUAUAAAGCCAGAGAAGUGCCCUAGAAGAGUUAACAGGUACAUCUCGCUUUACUUUCUCUUCAGCUUUGAACAUUUCACUUCCUUCAUUUUUUUAAAAAAGGAUACAUUCAUUAAACUUUGAUGCUGAACUGUUUCUCUUUGGGAUGGUAUUAGUGGUAUACUUACUGUAAACCCGAAACAUUGGUGCCUUUGUUCUGCUUGCACUUAAGAGGAGCUCCUCUUAUAAAACAAAAUCAGUUUCUCCAACUCUUUUUAUACCAUCCUAAAAUAUUUUUUUCUCCCUAUGCUGUGUUCAGUGGUACUGUGUUUAUUUAAAACUUUUAGCGUUUGAUGGGUAUAAAUGAUAUGGCAGGUCCUAUCUCACCAAUUUCACUGCAGUUGAUCUCCUUCAACCAGUACUGAACUGCUUGCUUACUGGUUGGUACUGUAGUUUGAUAUCAAGCCUCUUAAGUGGAGAGGUGAUGUUACCAACUGCUUGUUUUCCUGUCUUCACCUACUGGCAGGGGGAAGUGAACUCAUUUGUCUGAUGGUAUAAAAGGACUUUGGAGAAACUAUAUAUAACAGCAGGUAAGAGAUUACAUGUCUCCAUCAGAUUGCCUGUUAACAGAAAAUGACAGGUGAAGAUAUGUGUAGGUUCCUGGGUCUUUUAGAAGUUUGUCUUUACAAGCCAUAGUGACUGGGCUUAUGUAUAGGAUAACAUCUGCUCUGUAUGGUGAUAUCUUAAUUACCCAAAGUUGGUGUAAAUCAGGACAGAUUUUUUCAUGUUAGCCUACUCAGUUUCCUACCUCUCAGUGGAGGCAAAUGUGAUUUUUUAAUUAUUAUUUGAAUUUUGUCGUCUGCCUUAACCACUACAAUAAGUGGAAAAGUGGAAUAUUCCUUCCAACUGAUAUUUGCAGGCCAUAAUUUUAUUCAUUAAGGCAGUGUUCCACAUCUUCUGUCUCUAUUAUCUGAGAGUUCUUUGGUGGAUUAACUGAUUACUUUGCUUUUGCCACUAACAUGCAUGCUGUGGUUACCAUAUACACAAAUGGUAUUGCAUGUGUUUCUGUUUUAAAAAAGCUGGAAGCAUGAAACUCAAUAGCAGCCUAGCUAUCUCCUAUCCAUCUUUCACUUUUGAAUAGAGAAUUGAAGGACUUUCCUGCAAAGGUUAAUGUGAUAGGGUUGCCAGGGAGCUCUUGUACUUGAAGGCUAAUAAGCGGGUAAAAAAAGAAGCAAUAGCUUAUUUGUUUGUUUGUUUAUUAUAUUUGCAUGUAUAAAAAUAUUUAUAUGCUGCUAUUUCAUUAAAAUAUCAAAGUGGUUUACAACAAAAAUACAUACAGCCAUGCAAUAAAAACCACAUAUAGUCAGACAUCAAUUAACUAUUAUGGGGACAUGUAUACUUAAUUGCCUGCAUAGGCCUGAUGGACUAGAAAACUUUUAAGCAGAUGUUUAAACUUCAGCACAGUAGACAAUUGCUGAAUCUCUUCUUGGCAGAGUAUUCCACAGGACUGGGCUGAUGACACUAAAGGCUCGGUUUCUUGUUUUCAAGUGAGCCUUGCCAACUUGGGGAAUGACCAAUUAUGCUCCUGCAGAUGAUCUCAGUGGUCGAACUGGGAUAUAAGGGUUCAGGUGAUCCCUGGGCUACUCUGGACCUAAGUUGUUAAGGGCUUUGUAAAUUAAUACAAGAACCUUGAACCUGGCUCAGUAGUGAAUGGGCAGCCAAUGCAGCUGUUUUAAAUAUGGUGUCAUGUGUUCUUGACCAGAUGCCCCUAUCAGUUUGGUUGCUUCACUCUGCACCAGCUGGAGCUUCCAAACCAAACCUAAAGGCAGCCUCACAUAGAGUGCAAGCAGAGUUAAUUGGCCCUUUUCCAGUCCACCACUGCAUUCAGACAUCAAUCCAGACUUUUCACAGCCUAUCUUGAUUCAGAUGUUAUGGAGGAGUAGAAGUAGCAUUUGCAUGCUGUCCUCUCCCAGUGAUGUUGGGAGCACACCAAAAAGCUAAGAAAUCUUAGCUGCAUUCAUAUUGUGGCUAUCCUGGCAUCUUUAGGGUAUCCAGCAUGGAACACAUGGGUUCUGCUCUGAUAGCUAUUAACGUUGCAUGUGUUGUGGCUAAGGGCAUGGUUUAAAGUGGAGUUGGUUGCAAGGAAUGCUUUAUGAGUAAGCUUUUCUUUCCUGCCUAACAUCAACUUUAAUCAGGACUGAGCUUUGAAGCAGAAAAAAAGUGAUUCAAUCUUGCCUUUGCCAUGAACUUCUAGGCAAGACAGUCUCUCCUCCCCACCCCGUCUGUCAAUGAAUGGAUUGCUCUCAAUGCUCUAGAGAUAUAGUCAGUCAGCUCACAACUUACAUGCGUUCAACAUAUGUGAUUUCAACUUUGAAAUCACAUAAAUUAAAUGCACGGUAGGUGGAGAACUUAGAAGCUCCCUUUGCACAGGGUUCCGCCAGCACAGAAAGAGCUCUUAAGCUCUCUGCCUUGCCUACUGGGUUCUGGGAAGCUUUCUUGCAGGAGCCCCCCAGAGCCAAGUAAGCAAGGCAGAGUGCUUAAAAGUACUGUGCCUUGUUGGUGGGGUGAGAUCCAUUGGUGUACCAGCUCCAGAAGGUGAGGUUGCUCACAUGUGGGUGGUUUCAUGGGAUUGUAUUGACUAUUCACAAUUUUGGAUUUAUGAACCAUCCCUGGAAUAUAAUCCACAAGUAAGGUGCAAGUGAUCUGUACAUUGAUUAUUAUGAGUGGAGGACUUGAAUGGGUUUCAGCAGAUGUUUGAAUUCAGUUUUCAUCCUUUUAUAAAGCUAUAACUAAUAAACAUGGGUGGAUGCUUAUUCUAACACUUUGAACAAUGUUUCCAGAGAAAUAGUUGAACACAUGGUCCAGCACUUUAAAGGACAGAUAUUUGGGGAGCGCAAGCCGGUGUUUGAUGGAAGAAAAAACCUCUAUACAGCUAUACCACUUCCAAUAGGGAGAGAUAAAGUAAGUAUUUAAUGCCACCUUAACUAUGAUUCCAUAUGUUCCAUGUAUGAUUUCAUUAUUUUGUCAGAGCUGCAUGCUUCCCAUGGGUCAAGAUGCAGGUUAUUAAAUCUGUAGGGUUUUUGUAAGUUCAUCAGUAAUUCACCCUACCAAGAUUUCAAUAUUGCUCAUACAAUGGGAAGUGCUUCAGUGGGGUUUUCCAAGAAGACCCUUACCACAUAUGUCACCUGUGCUGUUUGAUUUGGAAGCUGUGCAAAGCAGCUGGGGCAACCCAGUCAGAUGGGUAAUAAAUAAUGAUGAUGAUGAUGAUGAUGUCUCAUUGUUGGAAUAAAUGCCUUACACAGCAGUAGUUACUUUUAAAGUGUUUGCUGUGGAAAAGCAGCUCUGAAAAUAUAAAAAGAUCACAUUCUAUUAAGGUUUUCAUAGGAUGUUCAUAUUGUAUAACAAUUAAUGGUGCAGCUGUAGCUAUAACAGGAACUGUGGCUGAGCUGAUUGCUGGAAGACAAAAGGCCAGCCAUGCUGCCAUUAGAGACACAUUACCUUGUUUGUUACCUGCAGUUGGUGCAUCACAGAACAAGUGUAGCUUCUAAAACAGCUUUGCCAAAACACAGUGGUGAUCUUAAGGUGCACAUGAUGCAACGCGGAGGGAAAAAAAAUUAUCCGGGAUAAUUAUUUCUGAAUAUUUUGAGACCCCUUUCAGAAGUUAGGCUGGUGGAGAUCUGAGAAAGAGUCUUUUAAGUUGUGGCACCCCAACUCUCCAGGGAGGCUCUCCUGUUACUGAGCCUGGUGUCUUUCCCUGGCACUUGGAAAACCUUUUAAUUUGCUGAGGAUUUUCAGUGAUGUAUUUUUUCUUGGCUUACAUCAUCCCCUCCCCCCCUGCUGCUAUGUUUUUAUUUUGUUAUUUAAAUGUAUUACUGCACUUGAAUCAUGUGUGGAGCAGCCGUCUAAGUAAAUUUUUAUUUGUGGGGUCUUUUUGUGUUGUUGUCAAUGAGCGUUCACUAUACAGAAGAGUUUGCUUCCCUUUGACCGUUCUGAUAAAGUGUGUGCUUAAACAGAAAGAAUCAUCUUGUUGUGGUUUCCAAAUGUUGCAGGUGGAAUUGGAGGUCACAUUGCCGGGAGAAGGGAAGGACAGAAUAUUUAAGGUGGCAAUAAAGUGGAUGUCAGGUGUGAGUCUGCAGGCUUUACACGAUGCUCUCUCUGGUCGUCUUCCAAGUGUUCCUUUUGAAACAAUUCAGGCGCUGGAUGUAGUAAUGAGGCACUUGCCUUCCAUGAGGUAAGGGAAAUGUUAAUAUAGGUCUUUAGGGAAGUUUUAGUGCGGGAGCUAAACAAAAUUACACUUGGGAAUUUUGCAUCUACAUCAACAACAUAUUGAUGUGAGCUCUAGUGCACUGUAUGUGUGCACGCACACUUUACUAUUUGUGUGAAUGGAAGAGGCAGGUGUGCGUGCAAAACUCCUGCAAAUUGGAAGCUGCUCACCAACUGGAAUUAAAUGGAACUUUUGAAGGCAGAUGUUGAAAUGAGGACAAAAGAUUCAGGGAUUUAGGACUGGCAGCUGUUUACCCUUCUUUCUCUCUUUUUCUGUUUUUGCUGCACCCUUCCUUUCUCCCAUUUAUCUAUGCCUUUCUUCUUUCAACCAUAAUGCUUUUUAUUGUUGCAUAAAAAUAAAUCCAAAAAUGUCCCAAAGAUGGUUACAGGGAUUCUAAUGAGAUCCCAUGGACCUUGCCAGAUACUGGCGUAGUUUGCAUAUCAUAUUAGAAACAGUUUAAAACAAACUGGAUUAAUAUGAGUGAGCAGCAUAAGUGGUGUGCUAGGACAUGCUGCUUAAAAGCUUCUGCAAUGCUCCUCGCCCACGUGGUCCUGCUACUGUGGCUCAGAUGAAACAAGCCAGUGUCUGCAUUUUUAUGCUGCCCAAACAUGGUCUUGUGACUUGUUUCUCAACGCACCACAAGUGGGAACUAAGGUUUGUUCUUGGCUUACUGUUCACAGCACGGGGUGGGGGCUAAAGGGACAAAUCAUGAACCCAGCCUCGGAUGACAUUGAAUGCUUAUUUGGUUUGUGGUGUGCCGGCAGCAGGACUGGGGAGGAGCCCCGCGUAAGCUUUUGAGCAGCAGGUGACAGCCUGCUGCUCAUUCGCUAUAAACCAUAGAUAGCUUUUAAAGCGUGGUUUAACAUGCCGUGCACAUAGGGCCACUGAACAAUAUUAUUGGUAAAUAAUAUUUUUCAGUGGCUCAAUGGGCACGGCACAUGAAACCCUAGUUUCACCCUAGUGUAGUUGGACCAGGGAUGUGUUUGAAAUAAUACAGCUGCCCCCCUCACUCCCAUUUCCCCCCACUGAAUAAUAUAUUCACUUUCUCUUGUAGGUACACUCCUGUGGGACGGUCCUUUUUUACUGCAUCAGAAGGGUGCUCUAAUCCCUUGGGUGGCGGCAGAGAAGUUUGGUUUGGAUUCCAUCAGUCAGUCAGGCCUUCACUGUGGAAAAUGAUGCUUAACAUUGAUGGUAUGCUUUGUGUCACUUCACUAUUUGCAUUUGUUUACGUUGACUGAAAGUGCUUUUUAGUCAGGUUUCUUAGAUCUGUAAGAUUUGUGUGUCAUUCAUUUCCUGUAUUUUUCCUUUUGAUUUUUAGUAUCUGCAACAGCAUUUUACAAGGCACAACCUGUAAUUGAGUUCGUAUGUGAAGUUUUGGAUUUCAAAAGUAUUGAAGAACAACAGAAACCUCUGACAGAUUCCCAAAGGGUUAAGUUUACCAAAGAAAUUAAAGGUAAGAAAGUUGAAAGAAACAAACAUGAUUUUCUGUGUGGAACAAAUAUUGAGAGUUUCAGAAGGCUACCUUAUAGUAAAUUGUCUCCAAUCGUGCAGUAGAAUGUGGUUGAUUGUUAAUGAAUUGGUCAUUCAGUUUGGAAGGAAUUUAAACUAGGGCUGUAAGGAGAUCAACAUUCUUGCUGUCGACCAAACUGGUUUUGAUUGAUGCAUAUUUUAAAUGGACUUGAUUUUCCCCAAGAUUUGUAAUUCCUGUGGGCUUCUGCAUGUAUGAAUGUUAUGACCCAGUUGUAUAAAAGCAUAUUCAGUUUUCACUCCUGCUUAAGCAUGUGUGGAGGGCUUUGUUUUGAAACAUUCUUAAGGCACAACAGCUGGGCUCCUUCCCUGCUGGCAGGCAGCAAAAGGAGAGUACCCCAGGUGGUGUCUCCAGGCAAUGUCCAAAUGUGGUCAUUUCCUGGUUGGUGCCUGGUGGUGUGGAUUGGGGCCUACUUAAAGUGCCAGGUGAUUAAAUUUUGUUCAGCUUACAUUAACCCAAGUCAUUUGGAAAUAAGGUAAUCAUAUUGUUAAAAUGUAGCUAAUGUUUAUUUAAUAAAGUCUCCUGAAAUGCAGGCUUUGGUUUUUUAAAAAAGGUAUUUCAAAUGGAACCAUUUCCCCUAUUAAUUUUCGAAUGUGUACUAGUAAAUUUUCUAGGAAACAAAACUGAGUUCUUACGCUCCUAAAUCAUUAGGUCUGAAGGUGGAAAUCACUCACUGCGGGCAAAUGAAGAGAAAAUACCGAGUAUGCAAUGUUACCAGACGACCAGCAAGUCACCAAACGUAAUACUUGCUUUUUGAUUUUUUUGCAAUUACUUAAGAAUUGUUACUUCCUCUGUACUUAUUUGAUGCAGCACCUUCUUUCGUGCUCAUUGACAAUAAACCUUCCAUGGAUAUAUGACAAGAUUGAGAACUUGAAGAAGUUACUUUGAGUUGGUGACAUCCCUUGUUAAAUAUUGCCUCUUCUAAUGCCAGAAAAAGCAGCUUCCUUGAGGCUUUGCAUGUCCCUUUUGUUCCAGACCCUUCUAGGCUGAUUUAAUUUUGCUCCUUCAGGUUUUCUUCAGAUGUUGGAAGCUUGUAUAAAUCUUCUUUUAGAUAGUCAGUGAAAAACAUGGUAGGAGCUUCAAUUAUGACAUAUUCAAAGAAGCCGAAUACAUUAUCUGGGUAGCGUUUUCUGAUUUAAGGAUAAUUAUAACUGCUGUGAUUUAUCUUCAAAGGGUGAUUGAAACUCUAUUAGAAACAUAAUGUGGUUUGACUGUAGCCAAUGAAUGUAGAAACAGUGAAAAUGCCUUUUGUGGCUUCCUGUAGGCACUUAGUCUCUGGGAGCUGGAAAAGGCAAAGCGUUUAAGUAUUAUGACUAUAUAGUGUCUGGAGGCUGAUGUGAGUGAGCCCUUGUAAAGUUGCAUUGUGGGACAGUUUGUGAAAUCACUAACUUGCAUAUCCCUCCUGACAUUUGACUUUCCAUAGAUUCCCGCUUCAGCAGGAGAGUGGACAGACCGUUGAAUGCACUGUAGCUCAAUACUUUAAAGAUAGGCACAAGCUGGUUUUACGAUACCCUCAUCUUCCAUGUUUACAAGUUGGACAGGAGCAGAAACAUACAUAUCUCCCUCUAGAGGCAAGUCAUUGCUUUUCUGUGUAGGAGGGUCGGCCUUACUCCAUAUUUCUAACAGGUUCCCCCCCGCCCUCAUUGUCAAAGUAGUUUAGUUGAAAUUUGAUAUGUUUUUAUUUAUUUAAGGUAUGUUAACCUAGCUCUUUAACCAAAGAAGACUUUCAAAUCAGGCUUACAGUGGAAAAAGGCAUCACACACACAUACACUGAAUUGGGAGGAAGGAGGAAAUAUCUAAGCUCACAUACAAGUUCUUAGUUACAAGUUCUUUAAUGGCCAGCUGGAGUAGAAAAGCUGUUUCCUAUUGGCUGCCAUUUCCCUCCAUAGUAGGGGAGAAUAAAACCAAUGCCAGAAGUGCUUAUAGAGCCUAUUCAGUGGAAAGUUGCUUCCUUUAUCCAGACCAGCUCUGAUCUUAUGGCAUUGGCCAAGUGAAGGGGUGGCUCGAUGGGGAUAUUGGGUGUGCAGUGGCUUCUCAUUCCCUCAAAUGACCUGGUGUGGUGCAUGUUUGUAAACACCUAGAAGAUAAUGGGACUCUGUUAUGCCUUUUGGGGAUUGCUUCGCAUGAAGUUACAAUGUAUGUUUAAGGUUGUUUGUUUAGAUCUGAUUUAUUUGAGGCCCAAUCAAAUGUUUGGUACUGCCAAAGAUUAGUAAGUUUGAACUUGACUAGUUCCUUCAAUGGGCUAUCACUCAAAUCCCAGUGUAAUAACAGUUUCUAACAUCCUCAUAUCGCUGUCUAUCUUGUUAGUUUUAAGGUUCUAUAAGAUUCUUUGCUAUUUUACAGAGUAGUAUGUCUAUUCCUCUGGAUAUUUUUUAAAAAAACCUAAUUUGUGUUUGGUCUUUGUACAGGUAUGUAACAUAGUGGCAGGACAGAGGUGUAUAAAGAAGCUGACAGACAAUCAAACUUCCACUAUGAUAAGAGCAACUGCUAGAUCAGCACCUGACCGUCAAGAAGAGAUUAGUAAACUGGUGAGUCGUCUUCCUCUGUCCCUGGAAUUGGGGCAUAGCUUGACCAUAUAACACCGGUCCUGAAAGAACUUCAUUGGCUCCCAGUAUGUUUCCGAGCACAAUUCAGAGUGUUGGUGCUGACCUUUAAAGCCCUAAAUGGCCUCGGCCCAGUAUACCAGAAGGAGCGUCUCCACCCCAUCGCUCAGCCCGGACACUGAGGUCCAGCUCUGAGGGCCUUCUGGCAGUUCCCUCACUGCGAGAUGUGAGGUUACAGGGAACCAGGCAGAGGACCUUUUCGGUAGUGGCGCCUGUUUUGUGGAACGCCUUCCCACCAGAUGUCAAGGAAAUAAACAACUACCUGACUUUUAGAAGACAUCUGAAGGCAUCCCUGUUUAGGGACGUUUUUAAUGCCUGAUGAUUUAUUGUGUUUUUAAUAUCCUGUUGGGAACCACCCAGAGUGACUGGGGAGGCCUGGCCAGAUGGGCAGGGCAUAAGUAAAUAAUAAUAAUAAUAAUAAUAAUAAUUAAUAAUAAUUAAUAAUUAAUAAUAGUAUAAUGGUGUGCAAAAAGGAAGCACAGCUUCUGGUCUUGGCAUAAAUCAUCUAUGUCUGGUGCAUUUACUAAACAUAACACUGCCUCCCUGGUUUGGACUUUCAAAGAGCUUGAUAACAUUUUAGCAAACAGAGAGGAAUAUAGUAGAAAAGUGGAGCUGUGUAAGAGGGGGCUGAAGGCCAGGGAAUAAUAAGUGACGAAAAGCAGCAGGUAUUCAUAUAACAUUGUCCUUCAGUCUCAGUUCUCAGAAACUGCUCAUUCCCACUCUGUUUUCUGAGCCAUAUCCAGACAAAUUCGAUGUUUUGAAUUGUAUUUUAAUCAAGUAUUUGUCUCAUCAUUGGUUUAUCUUUCGUUUCCAGAUGCGAAGUGCAAGUUUUAAUACUGACCCUUUCGUUCGUGAAUUUGGAAUAAUGGUGAAAGAUGAAAUGACGGAUGUGACUGGGCGGGUCCUACAGCCUCCUUCAAUUCUCUAUGGAGGCAGGGUAUGUAAACCAAGAUCCUGUGGGAUCUGCAGUGAUCAACCCCCCCCCCCCCCGGUUUGUAUGUAAAGAUGUUGAAUAAUGGUUAGUGCUGUACUUUGCCACAGUUUCAGAUUUUACUGUUUGUGGCUUUCAGAUGCUGCUGUGUGAAUACUCUGAGUAUCUAUCUACAGGAGGGUGGGUUACUCUCUUGUCCCCCUAUUUCUUCCCAGUGGAGAGGUUUCAGUGCGGGGAACCUCUUGCACAUACUUUUCUCUUGGAGUUGUUCCAGUGAUACUGUAGACGAUCUUGCAGUCUCAAAUGGUGCCCUUUAGCAUUUGGCCAAGAAAAAUAUGUAUUGUCAAUAGAUGGAGUUACCCUGACAGUCUUUUCCACUGAUGUUACCAAUAUAGCUCGUGGAUGAUUGUACAUGUAGUUUGUUGUGUGCAGGGAAAAGGAUACAGAGAUCGGAAGUCAUGGUUUAUUCUGGGUCUGGGAUGCAUUUACUCCUGGCCAAGGGGGAGACUGAUCAAGAUGCCUUGGUGUACCGUGGAAGACUUUCUUUUUUUAAUGGUUUCCCCAGAAUGUGUAGAGGCUUGCUAUUUUGAUACUGAGGUAUUUAAAGCCAUCGCAGCACAGAGCUAUUUCGUGCAGUAAACCACUCACUACUAUGUUUUCUCUCUCUUUCUAGAACAAAGCAAUAGCUACACCAGUUCAAGGGGUUUGGGAUAUGAGGAACAAACAGUUUCACACUGGAAUUGAAAUCAAGGUCUGGGCAAUUGCUUGCUUUGCUCCACAGCGCCAGUGCACUGAAGUCCACCUUAAGUAAGUUUGUUAGAGAUUGAAGUCGUGUUCAGGUAGUGAUUUUGAAUGUGUUCUCAUAGCUUCUGAAAGUAUUAAGCAUGUCAUUAGUUUUCUAAACAUAACAGCAGAACUAUGCAGUCCUCCAGAAAAAUGAGAAAUACAACUAAUACAAUUGAAGUAUUGGGGAGCAGAUAUCUCUUACAAAUAAAUACAGUGGUACCUCGGGUUACAGACGCUUCAGGUUACAGAUGCUUCAGGUUACAGACUCCGCUAACCCAGAAAUUGUACCUCGGGUUAAGAACUUUGCUUCAGGAUGAGAACAGAAAACGUGUGGCAGUGGUGCAGCUGCAGUGGGAGGCCCCAUUAGCUAAAGUGGUGCCUCAGGUUAAGAACAGUUUAAGGUUACGGACCUCCAGAACGAAUUAAGUUCUUAACCCGAGGUACCACUGUAUUCAUUUACUUAUUGGCAAAUAAAAAAUUGUCCAGUAGCACCUUAGAGACCAACUAAAUUUGUUCUGGGUAUAAGCUUUCGUGUGCGUGCACACUUCUUCAGAUACGUAUUAGAAAUGUUGCAUACUUUUAAGGCUAGAUGGUUGCAUUUGACUAGUGUGAAAUGGGAACUGCAAAAAUGUGAAGACCGCACCUAGGCACCAUAAUUUGAAAAGGACUUCUACUUGACUUCAGGGCUAUUACUUCCAAGCAUUUAUGCAUAGAAUUGCAGCCUUAAAGUGUUUGGCCAUGGACUUGUCCCCUGCUUCUGAAACUGUAAGGUUCCAUGUACUUUGGUAAAUAAAUACUAGUUUUAUUUAUAAACCACUCCAAAUUUACUACUGAUAAUAAACUGUCAGGAGAGUUUUGAUCCCUGAAACCUGAAGUGCGCAUUCGUAUUUGGGAAUAUAGACACUGCUUAUUUCCUUGGAGUGUAUGUGCAGCUGCUUGCAUGUAGGAGUGUAGCUGUUUUGCGAGGGAAAGGAAUUGGCAUGAAUCUGCUUGGCAGCAGUGUAUAGGCCUGAGUGUUUAGAGGAUUCCCCAAGGAUGGAAAUAGAAGAGUUCUAUAAUCAGAAAUAUGGAAAUUGCAGACACUCAGGUGUCACUCAAGCCAACGAGACUAUAUUGGUUUUAAUGAGUGUCAAGUGCUGGUUCCAUUCCUUUAAAUGUGUGCCUUGAUUCAUUUUUAUUCUUAGGUCCUUCACAGAACAACUGAGGAAGAUAUCACGAGAUGCAGGAAUGCCCAUCCAGGGUCAGCCCUGUUUCUGUAAAUAUGCCCAGGGAGCAGAUAGCGUGGAACCAAUGUUCCGACAUCUAAAAAACACUUACGCCGGAUUGCAGCUCGUAGUAGUCAUUCUGCCAGGAAAAACUCCAGUUUAUGGUCAGUAUAUAGGGGUUACAUUUGACUUACCUAUUUAAAUUUAUGCAGUGUGGCCUUUUAUUGCCUUGGCAUUUCAUAGCGUUCUAGAUGUUUCUGUACAGAUUUCCUUUAAUGCAGCAGCAUACUGUUCCCAGAGGAACUGCCUGAUGUAGGUCUCUGGUGUGCAGUGCAAUAUUGACUGUUUGGCUUUGCACUUUUUUCUGAAGUAGCAUGAUAAGCAUCAGGGGAACAAAGCUUUGUGUUUAUCUUGGCUGUGAGUCCUGGAAGAGCUGCUCCCUGUCUUGCAGGCCAUUUCACACCUGGCGGGGGAAGGUGGGGCCCUGGCUGACUCCAGCUUCAGUAACUGAGGCUGCUAAACAGACUCUUGAACUGAGGACUUAGGGAGUUUUUUUAAUGGGUUUUUGUUGCUGCUGCUGUUGAUAUUAAUCUUUAUAUUUAGAUCAUCUUAUGAUUAAGUCAUGUGGAAAUGGUUCAGUUUGGUUGUGUGCUUUUUGAUGUGUUUUGCUUGUUGUUUAUGACUAAUUUUUGUUAUCUUUGUAAGUAUGUACUUCUUUCAUGUUGUAAGCCGCCUUGAGCAUGGAUUUAAGUCUGGAAAGGCGGCAUACAAAUAAUUUUGUAUGUGUGUGUUGUAUUUCACUUCUGUGUGUAUGCUGCUGAGCAGUCUUUUUGUCAGGAUAACCUAAGCAUCAGAAGCCCAUUCUAUAAACUUCGUCAGAGACCUGCCUAAUCAUUAUUUUGGAAGGUGAAUAACAGCAAUAGGCAUACAUGCUCAUUAGUGUACAAUAAUUAUUUGAAAUGAAACCCUCAGCAUUAUUUUAAUCACAUCCCAUUUCAUAGACUAAUAUAUGUUAUUUUACACAUACCCCUUUUCCACAGAAAGCUGAUAACAUGGUGUAUUUUACGGUUAUAUACAAGGCUUGUUUGUUUAUUAUAAGUAUUUAUAUACUACCCCAGGUUGGUUUGCGAAAAAAGAGAGAGAAAAACGCAGCAAAACUGGUGAAAUAACAGACAAAGACAGUACAUCUUAAAGCAGCAUCUGUAAAGCAGUAAGAUAGGGGAAAUAAAGAUGUCUUUACCUGGUGUUGAAAUAUAAUGAUCGUAAACUCUAGGUGAGUCUCUUUGGAGCGAGCAUCCAGAAUCGGAGCACCAUCAUUACUGAGAAGCCCCCCACACACCAAGAACCGCCCCCCCAAACUUGCAUCAGAUGACAGGGACAUCUGUAGAAAACACUCUGGUCUUCCUGAUUUUAAUGUAUGGUUAUUUUCAUAUCGAGAGGUAGUCUGAUGAUCUCCUGUGCCAGAGUGACUUGACUGGAUCUCUCUUUCACUUGGCAGCUGAGGUGAAGCGUGUUGGUGAUACUGUGCUCGGCAUGGCCACACAGUGUGUGCAGAUGAAAAAUGUGCAGAGAACGACGCCACAGACACUUUCCAAUCUGUGCUUAAAGAUCAAUGUCAAACUGGGAGGAGUAAAUAACAUUUUACUGCCUCAGGGAAGGUAAGGGGUUUCUGUGUGUAAACAACUGAGUAAGUAGACAGUUUAUAAAUGUGCACAUCCAUUGCAUCCUAAUUUUCUGAGAAGUAGCUAUAUUCAGUGCAGCAUAGUUUUUUUUGUCCUGUAGGACUGCUUUUAAAAAAAGUUUAUUUCCAUGGCUAGAUUUUAAUUAACAUAUUAUAGUAAGACUAAAAACCUGGAAUCUGAUACACAUAAUGCUUGAUUAAUUCUGUAGCUGGAGGAGAGAGAGAGAGCGAGCGCAAAAUGAAAGUUGCCUUGUUCAUUGAAUCCUGAUGGCCAGGAUAAAACAAAUGAAAAAUAAUACAUAGUUUAGACUUGAAAGAAAUUUGCAUCUUGUUGCAUUGUGCUUGAGGGAUGGUUAAGAGUUGCAUUUGUGAUAAACAUGCUAGGGUUGGGUGCGUCUCAAGCUGAAAUAGUGGGAUGGGGGGAGUAAAAAAACCCAAAACUGGGCACACGUCUUUAGAGGCUGCAAAAAUAAGUCCUGACUAUAUUAAGCAUAUAUAUCUGGUAAUGCCCCAAAGAGUGACUAAAUGGGAAAUGCCAUUUUAAAGUUUGUCUGUUUGUUUUCCACUAAUUAAGAGAAACAUGCAUUUGUGAACCAAAGUAUAAGUCCCUUUCGUAAAGAUAAGCAAUCUUUUCUCCUUUGCCAAGUUUAAAACGGGGAGCAGCUAUUGAAUAACAGGUCCGUCAGUGUUGGGUGUGUGUAAAGGGUGUACAUUGCAUCCACAUGUAUUAUUGGCAUGUCUACAAAUUUUGGUUGGCCUCAGUAGUUGCCCCACCCCAAAUUGAGGAAAGGGCAGGUCUUGCCCUUGACAUCAUUCUGCAUUCCAGAGGCACUUGGAAGCAGUCCAAAUUCCUGCCACUUUGGAGUGCCUUUAGAAGCUUCGCGCAAAGCCAUUUCCCAUUCUGCCUGUUUGGUAAUGCCACCGUGGAACAAGAAAAGUUGGGCUUACCUUACUGACUCUUAACUUACUAUGUGACUCUUCGGUAUUAUUAUAAUUUUUUUUAUUAUUAUCUAGGCCUCCAGUAUUUCAGCAACCUGUAAUUUUCCUGGGUGCAGAUGUCACUCAUCCACCAGCUGGAGAUGGGAAAAAACCAUCCAUUGCUGCUGUGAGUAAACUGUGUAUCGGUCACAUCAAACAUAUCCCACCCCGCACCGCUGUACAUACAGUGUUUUUCAGUAGUUGCAUUAGCAAGGGAGCAGUUCCUUUUCUUCAUGUGCCCCCCAGUGGACCAAAACACUGUGGUGCCAUCUUCUCUGUCUGGUCUGGGGCAGGGUUUUUUAAAGGUUUCAUCUCGGAGCUGAAAAAAGACCCCUUCUUUCCCAUGCAUUUGUAGUGAGUGGCUGUAGACUCCGGGUCUGUUCCCUUCUGCUAGUUUAAUCCUAUUUAGACGAGGCUUCUGUUUGCAAGCCAGGUAGUGAGAAAUGAAGAAUAAUGACAGCAGGUAGUCAAUGCUUAGUCUGCUCCUGGUCCAUUGUUUCUUCACUGAAAGGGAGCCCAAGCAGGACUCACAAAUGUGUCUUUUUUUCUUGCCCUAUGCAGAUGAUUCAGGUGAAGAUGCAAGGUGAAACAAUAGUGCCUUGAGGUUCAAUAUUGCAUCCCUUGCUUGGUCCCAGUGGGUUCUUUAAACCUGGAUGUAAAUUAGUGGCCGGCCCUCGUAACCAAGUUAAGGAUGUGACAGGCUUGUUGGGCUGGUACAUGUACCUACUUCAUGAAGACCCCUUAAAUAUCAUAUCACUCUGCAUUCAAUGUGUCAUAGUAGUAUUACAGUUGCCUAAGUCCCCGAAUUCUGGUAUUUUUUUUGAAAGGGAGAAAGAUCUGCUUUCUCCAUACCACACAAAUUUUAUACACGUCUAGCCUUUUUGACACUGUUAAGCUUCAGGAUAGUUGCAGAGCCUCUGUUUCUUCUAGGCAUGGAAGGAAUAGAAAACCCCAAUCUGCAUGUUGUUGUUUUUUUGAAGGGGGGUGGGGAACCAUGCUGCUGGACAAACAUCUGCCUCCCUCCUUGUAAGGAGAGGGUGGCAACUACAUAGGAUAGCCUAGCAGACUGAUUGGACGUUUCCUUCAGUUAAAUGCCACCUUUAGAAUGAUUAAAGAUCUGGGAAGACUUGCUUGGAAAAGGGAUAUGAGGUAACUCCUGUUUCUACCCCAUAUUCUUAAAUGAACCAGCUCAUUAAAACAACUCUCUUGUUCUCCAACAGGUUGUAGGUAGUAUGGAUGCCCACCCUAAUCGAUACUGUGCCACUGUGAGAGUCCAGCAGCACCGCCAAGAGAUCAUCCAAGACUUGGCUGCCAUGGUCAGGGAGCUGCUCAUUCAGUUCUACAAAUCAACCCGAUUCAAACCAACUCGGAUUAUUUUCUACAGAGAUGGUGUUUCUGAGGGGCAAUUCCAACAGGUUAUCUUCCCCCCCACAUACGCUUUUGCUAUUUACAUUUUGCUGUGUUCUUUGUAUAGCAUUGUUUUAGGAAAGGUUGCAUAGAUGGCUUUUGUUGAUGCAUGGUUAUUCCUUACAUUUGUAUUUCCACCCUUCUUUGAAGGACUUUGGGGGUAGCUCCUUCCCCUCACAAUAACUUUGUGAGGUAGUUUAGGCUGAGCAAGUGUGGCAGGUCCAAGGCUGUUGUCCAACACUCCAUCAAAAUGGUGGUAUCAUGUUGUGCUCUGAAGAAGUGGCAGAAGUCCCCAGCCAUAAUGCUUCCUGGUGUGAGCUGAUAGAAGAGCCCUCUGCCUUUAUUCUGCAGAAGACAACAUGAGUCUCUCACUGCUUAUUUCUUCUCUCUGGCAAGAGCCGGAGACUCGAGAAAGGGGGGAGGGGCUUAGUGCAGACCACAGAUAAUGGCUGACCACUGAGCCAAGGAAGCUUGAUCCCAGGCACACCUGUUUGUAAGAAUAAAAGUCAUUGAGUGCCCCAGCACGGAAAUCUUGAAAUUAUAAUAGGAUCAGUCCUUAACAGAGCUAUUUGAAUACGUAAAACCCGCAACUUGUGUUCAUUCAGCUUUACAUGUGUGGCUAUUUAAAAAAAUAAUAAGAAGGGGUUGAGAAGGUGUCAGGUUCCAGGAAAAAAUUACUUGGCAUUCCCACCCACCAUUGAAUCCAAUGGGUUUUGCCUAUUUUGGCUUUAGGCACAAUCUCCAGAAUUGUGGGCCUACUGUAUUCUUGUUGCAGCUAUGAUGGUAUCUCUCUGGGGUUUAUAUAUGUAUAUGAAAGCUUUUUUAAAGCUGAGUUCUCAAAAUUAGUUUGGGAGGGUACCCCAAACGCUUUGUAUAAUGCUGCAAGUGGACAGAAAGGGGCUGGGGGAAUUUGCACAUGCGAAGGGUGCAGGUAAGGUCCAUGGCCCUCGCUCUCUACCCAUAAACCUUUCAUUUCAGUGUUGUCUGAACCUUAGAUUUAAAAGUCUAUAUGUGGCUGAUUAACAGCACUGGAAAAUGUGGGGUUUGCCAAACGCCGCAACAUGCCUGGACCUAUACAGGUUUUUAUUAUAAUGUUGAUCUUCCUCCAAGUUCUCAACAAUCUCGUUUAAUCUCAUUAAGUGAAGAAUGUAGGAUAGGUCUUAAGAUCACCUGUUCUGCUGCAGGGGAAAUACCUGAAGCAAGCUCUGAAAAUGUAAACAGACAGAUUUUUUUAAAAAAUGCAUUUUCCUACUAGUGUCUAUGUGUUUGUGACAUUUCAGAAUGUUACAUUUCCUGCACCCCCCCCCUUUUUUCCCCUGUAGGUCCUCCAUCAUGAAUUGCUGGCUAUCAGAGAAGCAUGUAUUAAGCUAGAAAAAGACUACCAGCCUGGAAUCACAUUCAUUGUUGUGCAGAAAAGGCAUCACACCAGACUCUUCUGUACAGACAAAAAUGAAAGGGUGGGUAUCACAUUUUGUAAAGAGGCUGACAAUAAGCAACAGCCUGCAGGUGUUGAAAUAAGUAGCCCAGCCCCAUCCAGCAGACGCCGAUCAUAAAAUAGAAACGGUCAUCAACCAUUUAUACUGUAGCAUCUAAACAACCUUUUAAGCAAAUGCACAUUUGCUUGCUCCUGUAUUGCAGCUUCAUAGUACAGACGAGAAGAAACAAAAGCUUAAGUCUCAUUAUUUUUUGUUUGCACAGGUUGGGAAAAGUGGAAACAUUCCAGCAGGUACAACAGUGGACACAAAAAUCACCCACCCUUCAGAGUUUGACUUCUAUCUGUGUAGUCAUGCUGGUAUUCAGGUAUAUUCUUAAUGUGUCAUCUCAUUCUGUAGACCAAUUGUGUUAUGACUAUUCUGUCUCCUGUGCAUUUUAGCUGUGUGUGUCCUAGAUUUAUUAUUUAUUCUUCCUUGUACCACAUACCCUUAGUGUGGCAGCCCCUGUGGUCUGGAACUCCCUGCUUAUUGAUAUUAGGCCAGUGCUUUCACUAUGUACUGCUUUAGAUGCCUGCUGAAAACCUCUGUUUCAGCAAGCCUAUCCAGAUGCAUCAUUGAGUUACAUUUGUUUUAAAUGUUUUAUUUUAUGUAUGUUUGUUUUUAAUUGGUUUGUACCGUAUUUUUCGCCCUAUAGGACGCACCGGCUCAUAGGACGCACCUAGAUUGGGGGGGGGGGGGAAUAAAGGAAAAAGAAAAAUAUUCCCCCCCCCCAGGUGCGGGGCUGGGGUGGGGGAAGCCCGAGCUUCCCCCGACCCCAGCCCCCAGAACGGGACCCAGAGCCAUGCCGAAGCUGCGCGCAGCUUUGGCAUCGCUCUGGGAGCUUGCGGGGCUGGGGGAGGGGGAAGCCCUCCGCCAGCCUCCAAACCAGGUCGGGGGACAGCCGGAAAUGUGCGCUGUGCCUCCUCGCUGUCCACCGAGUUUGCGGGGCUGGCGACGGGAAGGAGCAGGCUUCUCCACCCCGCCAGCCUUCUAAGAAAGUCGGGGGACGGCAGGGUUCCGCCUCCCCGCUGUCCCCCGAGCUUGUGGGGCUGGCGGUGGGGCUCUCCUGAAGCCUGGAGAGCGAGAGGGUCGGUGCGCACCGACCCUCUCGCUCUCCAGGCUUCAGCGAAAGCCUGCAUUUGCCCCAUAGGACGCACAAACAUUUCCCCUUCAUUUUUGGAGGGGAAAAAGUGUGUCCUAUAGGGUGAAAAAUACGGUAUAUUUUAGUUAUAUUUCAUAUAUAAUUGAACGUGUGUACCACUUGGAGAUUUUUAUUUUAUUUUUAUUAAGUGGUUUAUAAAUUUUCAAAAUAAAUACAUGGUAUAUCAUACGAGAAUAUAUUUUAAAAUUAUUCCUGGAAAAAAUAGGGGUUCAUGAAAUGUUUAGAAAGUAUAAAAAGAAACAUUUUUUAAAAAAGAAAUCUUGAAGGGAUUCCAUGUUACCAUAGCAGAUGUUUUGUGAUUGGUGCCUCCAGCACACUCAAAAUCAAAAUUCCAAAAUGUGCCCACUGGUCCAAGAAGCUUGUGUCAACCCCUAAACUAGCAAUUCUGAAUUGGUGCACACUCCAAAAGUGGGAUGAACCAAAUUAUCUUCACUUAAUCUUUUUCUUAUAGCCCAGCAUGUGUCAAACCUCUUUUGAGCUUCCUCUGUCUUGGGCACCUCUCUGUGUCCAACAACAAUAAUAGGUUUGUACUAAGAUUGGCCUGGUUUCAUUUAACACUUAAGCCGUGGCUUGUUUUAACAAACCACGAGUUAACCUAGAAAUAUUGCAAAGACGAUCAAGUAAACCAUGGCUUGGUUCUCCACAGCCUGGUUUGUUUUCCAGCUGCUCUUGCCUUGUGCCUUUGUAACUUGGUGAUGGUCUGAGAUGAGGUGGCCAAAUUCUGGUUAUGAAAGUGUUCCAGGUUUGCACCUAACAUGCCAUAGCUAAAACAAACCAAGAUUUGUUAGCCAACAGCAAAGCAUGGCUUUUCAGAUUGUGACUUGUUGGCAAUAAACAAAUCAUAGUUAAGCUUCUGGGCAGGGUUUGAAUGAAACUCAUAGGUUCCUUCAAAUGAAAGGAAUUAUUUCAUAUAUAUCUAUGUAUAUCUUUAUAGAUAUAUUUUAUAUUUAUUCAUAGGAUAGCUUAUAGAAAUUCAGUGUGGUGUGUUCAGUCCAUUUAGGUCUUGGAUGUGGAAGGAGAAAACCUCUGUUUCUUUGUUCUCUUUUCAGGGGACAAGCAGGCCAUCUCAUUACCACGUUCUCUGGGAUGACAAUCGUUUCUCUUCAGAUGAGCUUCAAAUCCUUACCUACCAACUGUGUCAUACAUAUGUACGCUGUACUCGUUCUGUUUCAAUCCCUGCACCAGCAUACUAUGCACACCUGGUUGCCUUCAGAGCCAGGUAUCAUCUGGUGGAUAAAGAACAUGAUAGGUGAGAAACUUGCUUGGGACUGAUGGAAAUGGGCAGAGUGCAAGUCUGUGUGUAGCUUGCCCGGAGGCUGUAUAAUUUGCUUCUCCUAGCUCCAUGAAAGUAUAUUCUAGCUCACUUUCUUGUGAUUAAUAAUAACAACGAAUCACAAUUUUUAUGUAGAGGGGUUCAAAUUGUCAUUCAUCAUUAUUAAAAUGUAUUCAUUUAUUGCUUUUCUACCCAAAGGCCCACGAAGCAGUGAACAACAGAUCAAAUUAAAAAUUAGAUAAACAUAAAAUAAAUCCAGAUAAAAAUCCAUCAAUAUAGGAAGAUAAUUGUAUCUUGAAACAACCAUGGCUAGAAUAGUAGGAUGGUAUUGAGAAUAGAUAAUCAAAUGACAGUGCGAUCCUAUACAUAGCUUUCCAGAUGAGUAACUGAAACUUUUUAAAGGGGUUAUAUUAUUGUGUGUGUAUAUGUGUAUCUGUGCUUACAUCUUUGAUUUCUGGGUCCUUUCACACUCAAACCUUGUUACGGUUUUGGGAUGUCUCAGGUUUAGCAGUAUUCCUACAGCAGAUGUACCAAACCAAGAACCAUUUUGUUUUAGCAUAGUGAACUGGAGCCAAUUGGAGAUUUUUGAUUCUCUAGUUGGAGUUGCCUGUAAUUUUCCCUUGCUCAGGGAAAAGAGUUUGGGUUAAUAAUGGGCCUAAAGUGUGCUAGAUUUCUUGUAGAGUGCAUGCUUUUUAAUUUUUAAAAGAUCCUCUGAUACGAACUGAAUACACUGUUUAGAAACAUCAGAAUUGCCUUGUGGAAAAUUACUUCAGGGUAGAUAAAUAAAGUGAGUUUUGUCUUUCCUCCCCCCCCCUCUUAUCUUCUAGUGCCGAAGGGAGUCAUACGUCUGGUCAGAGCAAUGGCAGAGAUCAUCAAGCACUUGCAAAAGCUGUUCAGGUUCAUCAAGAUACAUUGCGCACCAUGUACUUCGCUUGACAUGUUGCAGUGCUUUAAGUAACUCAGUUCCAAGUUGGAUUCACAGGAGACCAGCUGCACUUAGACCAACAGUUGCCCCAGCUACAGCGACAGCCAGCAAUGAGUGAUGCAUCAUAAUUUUAUUAGGUUUUAAUUUUUAGUAUUGUUUUUUUUCAUUUGCAAGGAAGCCUUCCGUCCGGAAUUUCAGACUUGAUUGCAAACUGCAGACCUGUACAAAAUUGCACGGCUAUUAGAAGUUUGGAUUUGCCAAAAUCAGAAGCUGCUUGUCAGGAAGAAAGGAACAAAAAAGAAACAAAUCAAAACCCACCUUUUGUAACUAAAUCUAGAGCUGUGAUCUCAGGGCUAAAAACAACACUUUUCAUUUAGUUAUGCCUUUCUACAGAUAUACUUGUUUGUAACUAAUCUGAAAAUACCCAAUUAAGAUCAGGCUUAAUGGGUUGGUGAAAAACCUAUGAAUUUUGCUUUUAUUCCUGAAAAGAAAAUGAAGUGCUAAUUCGGUGCCAUUUAAAUCCUCAGUCAUUUUGGAUGCAUUCACAAAUGGUUUAGUAUUGAGAUGCAAAAGGGGAGAAUCCUGUUUGCCCCUUGCUGUCUUCUAGAUGAACAGUCUGUGGGGGUCUAUGGGCAAAAAAGUAUUUUUUUGAAGUUCUUGAAUGUCUCUCAUUGUGCUGUUUUAAGUUUUUCGUAGAAUGAAUAAUGGAAUUAUUUCAGGAAGAAAAAGGAGUUUAUUAUACAUUUUAUUAGGUCCAUUGAAAGAUUAGCAAAGCGUGCCAUUAAAAAUGUAUUUUUUUUCCUUAAAAAAAUCCAUUUUGAUUACUAAUCAUGGAGUUUGUCCUAUAGGACUGUGACACUUAAUUUUCCAAAGCUUUUCUAAAGAAUACGGGUCUGUGGUGAUACAGUACAAUCUUUUUCACUGUUAUGUUUGAAUUAAUGUAAAAAUUAUAUAUGUUCACAGUAUUAACAUGAUAGACUAGAUGCUAUUUAUUUUUAUUUACUAAGGAGUGAUCAGCUCAACUUCUGUUAACAUAUCAUAAAUUCAGGAAUGCUUUGGAUUUGAGAUGAGAAGUUUAUCAUGGGGACACUAGUGAAUUGGGUUGGAAUUCACCAACCGUAGCUUUUGCAAGUUCUCUAUUCAUUUCAACAGGCCUUGUGUGUGAUGUUUCACCCACAUCUCUUUGAAAUGAAUAGAGGGCAGGCUUUAGCAAUGCUUGGUGUAUUGCACCUUUCAAAAGCAGGAAUAUGCAACUGACUUAACGAGGCAGGGUUGAGAGAUUUACCUGGUGUAUAUAUCGUUUUAUUUAGCUUAUAUUUGGAAGGGCUUGCUGAGCUCAUCCAGCUCAGUAGAUCUAACACUCAGUAGUUUAGGCAUGAAGGAACAGUUCUUGAUUCAUUAAAGCACAAAAAAUUACUUUCCUGUUCGAUCAUCUGAGACAGAGAAGUGAAAGGAAAAGAGAUCUGGUGUGUACUUGGGCAGUGAAGUGUCAACUGUUUUGCGUAGCAUGAAUAGACAGAGGUGGGGGAGGUUUGCCGUUCUCUUUGGAGGAGCAUUAAUUCAAACAGAGACCUGCUUAAAAAUAAAAGCUUCUGUACAUUUGCACAAGAUUCAUAUAGGUGACUAACGACAAAUACCAUUGCACUAAUGAUGGCAACAGGAACACUACUAAGAUACUGUCGAAGAAAGCCCAGGAAAUUUCCCUCCUAAUCUGACCUUGCUGGAGUUUACAAAAAGAAAGAAAAGAGCUAAACACAUCAAGUCAGUGUUAAGUACUUUUUAUGCUUUUAAAACCAUCUUAACCAUCGGAUUUGUUUUUUCUCUCCUGAACAGCAGAACAGCUGCUUUGCAAGAUUUGUUCCCAUUUCUCUAUUCAAGAAGUGGGGGAAAUGGGAUCAGGCUGUGCUAAGGUUGUUACGGUAUUAUAGAACUGAUAGUUGAUGCCUGGGCAACAGAGUGCUCAAUUUUUUUUGUUGCCUGUUAAAUUCUAGGAAUCUAAUUUAUGCUGUACAUCAGUUAAAGUCUGCACCUAGUAAGCAGUGCCUCAUAAUGCCAAACAGAUCUGCUGGAACAACAGACAGGCUUUUGAGGCAUGAGUAUGUCAUGUUUUCUUUUGUUUAAAGUGUGUGUGUGUGUGUGUGUGUGUGUGUGUGUGUGUGUGAAAAUUCUGGACACUGCAGUUCCAGCAGCUUGAUUUUUUCAAGAAAAACAGGACCCAGUCAGGGUCUCUGUCAUUCUGCUGUGAAAAGCAGAUCGCAACAUCUCCUCCUUGAAUUUAUAGCAUCUUACCUUUUUCUUCCUGGAUUUGUUGCACUUUCCAGCUUGCGUUAGGGAAGCGAUUGAAAUGUGAAGAGAUAUUUGGGGUUCACCACUGUUCAGUUGGUGAACGAGCUGGUUCUAAAAGCUAAUCUAAGCUAGUUCUGUUCUAGGCUGGCACAUAAGGUGACAGUAAUUCGUUAGUUCCUUGUUUCUCUGUCAUCUUGAAGCUACAUCAGGCAGAAGGAGGUAGGCCAAGAUGGUAGAAUUUUCCUUGUCUUCCUAUUCAGAACUGGGUGGUCACGUCAAUGCAAAGAGCUCUUUCCCGCAGCUGCUGUUAACUAGCAACGAGCUAAAAUAGUAGCGGCUAUCUUCUAGGUGCUAGCUGGCAGUCACUUAGUUCUUUUCAUUUCUUCCAUUUCCAUUAUCUUCAUUGAAUCAGCACUCUCAGACUGCAGAUGCAUGUCCACAAUUGUUGCCUGGGCUUGUGUAGACCCUUCUCCAAAGAAUUAAUGUUGUCACUGGCAUGUGCAGCAAUUUCAUGUGAGUAUCUACCUGUGUAGAAGGAAUAUGGUCGUUUUCUGAAAGUUAGAUAUCAUUGUGUGGCAGAAAGGAUAAAUGCAUGUUGUUUUCUUUCUUUUAAUCUUGUAUACUGUAUUUUUUUUUUAAGGCUUUUUUCCUUUCUUAUUGUUAGAUGCAUGGUGAACUAGUGUCUAGCAAGAUUCAGCAUCGGGGGGAGGGGUUGUAAAGCUCGUUUUUGAACCAUUGACAAUGCACUUUGAAAAGAUAGGGCACUCUGAUUAUGCACAGGAACUGCUUUUUAUAAUAUAUGCAUAAACCAAAACUCCAAUUUGAAACAAAGAAUACAUCUUUCUACACAGCUGUUUACUACAAUGACUCUUGAAAGCACAGCAAUAUCUCAGGUGAAUGAUUUCAUACACUUUUAUCCAAAAUAUUCUCCAUGAGAACAAAGGAGAAUAGUUUACAAAAAAAACUGAGGGGAGUCCAGGGUUGUGUCAUAUACCUGGAAGUGCUUUUAAAUUUUAUCUACUUAUUGUUGGAAUCAAUUUGUAAUAAAACUGGUUCUGUUAGGAAUUUGGCUUCUUUUUCUCCUUUUUUAAAAAGUUGUUCCCUUUUCACAUGCAGAGAAAACUGGGUCUGAUUGACCUCCAUAAUUGUUUUUUUAAAAUGGCAUCAGCACUCAGUUGUAGCCAAACAGGUGUUUCAGAGUUGCAUUGCCUGUAAAUGCUGCAGUCCUUUCUCAAACUUCACCUGUAAGGAUUAGACUCUGCUGGAUGUGUAUCUGUGCUAGGGAUGGGGAACAUACAACAAUCUGUAUGUUGUCGUAAUACAGUUCCCAUCAGACCCAGCUAGCUGGACAAUGGUUGGGGAGGACGGGAGUUGUGGCCCUUCAGAUGUUGUUGGACUGCAGGUUCCCCCUCACUUCUCUUAUGUGUGCUAUUGCCUGUUUGAUGCUUAUAAAUUCCUGUAACGUCUCAAAAAAGAAGAACAAGGGGCUGACAUCUCAGCCCUAGCAAAACCAGUUGCUUUGCUGUCAAUUUCAUGUUGCCAAGUAAGGAACCUCCUAUCGUGGGAAGAUUUGAGGGGUGGUGGAAACACCCUAUAGAAUUCAAGUGUGCAAGUUUCCUAUUUUUAUUUGUUUUUGUUUGCUUUACAAUUUUAGCAGUAUUGGGAUGUAAAAAAAGAAGAAAGCAGCAACCAAUGGAAUUGCUUCUGUUUCAGAGCGCAAACCAAUGAACCAGCAAUGAUAACUGAAGCCAUUUUAUCUGAAAAAGCAAAACACACUAUAAUUGGUCUCUUGUGCCUUUUAAAAAUAUGCAUUCUUGAUGCAGAGAACAUGGAUGCCUUCUGGAGCAUAUGAGGAUUGGCAUUGUUGCCCCUUGCUUGCUCAGAGGUUGUCGGCCGGAGAUAAAUGACAACGGGAGUGAGAGCCAAAGCCAGCCAUGGCCAGAUCUCCUCCCCACACCACAUUUUGGAGUUGUUACUGACGUUAGAUCAUGUAUUGAGCCCAGCCAAGUUCUUUGCCUCUCCUCCUCAGCUUUGGGUCUUGAGCACAGGCGCAAUCAAGCCCCUGCCUAGCUUUCAUUACUGUUCUGGUGCUGACUUGAUUGGGAUAUGCAGCACAUUUGAAGCUGUGUUGUUGAAUUUUAUGAUAACAAUGGCUAGAGCACUGGAAUAAUUCACAUCUAAAAACUUGCCAAGGGGUGUGUGUGUGUGUUGCUAGUCUUGACUUGUAAGGACAUACUGUGUGGUUGCAUGUGGCGACUUCCAAGUUGAGCUGUGAUGGGUUUGUUCAGGGGAGAUGGGAAAUCUCACAACGCCCUCUCUCCUGUUCCUCCUCAGCUUUGCACAUGCUGGAGAUUACCUGUGUUAUUUGAGCUGCUUCUGCCUGUACCUAAAAUUCAGAUAACAUGUAGCAGUCAGGUGGUAAAAAAGAUUGCAUAAGUUAGGAGGAGCCAGCGUAGUUAGUGCCUUCUGCGUGCUGUUGAACACCAGCUCCCAACCAGGAGUCUGAGAUGGGAGCUCAACAACAUCUGAAGCAUCAUGUAGACUGUUGUGACCUAGGCUAUGGCAGCAUCUUAAUAGCUCCAAUUUCUUGGAGAUAGUUCUAUGAGUCUUCACUCUUUCUGAUCUAGGUUGUUGGAUAUGGGAUUGGCUUAAACAUUAAUAUGGGCUCCUGGGUCGCCUACCAACCUGACAUAUAUAUAUAUAUAUAUGUCUAAGGCUGCCACCCCCGGAGCUGAAAAACAGUUAUCGGGAACAGGUGGGAUUGGAAGUAUCCAGUUAUAUGCAAGCACACAAUAGGAGCGCCAAGCCUUAUCUCUUGAAGUCCGUGUAGUCUCUCCCCACCCCCUUGAGAAAUGAACUAGAUCUUACGUGCUUAGCAACGCUUCACAGUCCCAUGUCCCAUCUUCACUUCUGGGCGUUAGUUGGAAGCUGCCUUAUCACCAGUUCAGACGGAUCAGUCGUCCACCUAGCUCAUUAUCACCGAGUCUGGAACAGCUCUUCAGGGUCUCAGGUUUUUCACAUCACCUGUGACCACUGACACUUUGGGAUGAGAUUUUGGUCCUUAGCUUUAGGGGUUGUAGGUAUAAAUCUCGCCACAUGUGAUAUAACCCAGAGAACAACUCCUGUGACAUUACUUAAGCCAUAAGGUCUUUCUGCCUAAGGAAAAGAAUGUAAAUGUUGUCACUAGUAGGUAGCAGUUGUAGAUUAAAGUUUUGUGUUCCAGUUACAAUUCGUUUCUCCAAAAGCAGUUAUUUUUGUUUGGUAGCUUUGUUCAUUUCGAAAUGGCACUGGCUAAGAUCCAUGGAUAUGAGACCAUGCAUUAUAUCUUCCUUUCGCAUUUGUAGUCACUGACAGUUCGCUUCUAAAAGCAUCCAGGCCAUCAUUUCUAGGAAAAACUCAAGCAGGAUGUAAUUGCACUGAUAUUUUUUUUGAUUUUUUAAAUUUUUUUACUGUAAAGGGUUUUCUGUUUGCGUCUGCUGUAGCUAUUGGAACAAUACUGUACAUAGCGUUAGGAUGAGACAAGGGAGAAAUUGUCACAUUCAUUGUUGUAUUUCUAGAGUGAGCGUCUGAUUUUACAGUAUUAAGAGAGGAACAUAAAGGCUCAUAUUUAGUUUCUGCAUUUUAUCCAUUUGUAUGUAGCCAACAAAUCCUUGAAGGACAGUUUGCUAAAUUUGCUUUAUAUAUUUUAGUGAAGUUUUGUCUGCUUUCACUCCAUAGCUUCAUUUUUUUUGUCCCUUUCCAAAAUGCACUUUGCUUGCAAAAUAUCCCCCCCCCCCCCCGAUUUUAUGCACUGGUAUAAUCAGUUAUACAUAGCUCUCUGCCCUGCAGUUUUACCACUGCCUUUUUGACCAGUCGGCCAUGCUGCUGUCUGGUUACAAAGAAUGCAGAUUGGGAGAUGUGCCAAGAAAAAUGACUGGUGGAGAACCUCAGCAUCUGAUUCAUUUGGCUGCUCUAACGUGGCUUUGGGCUCAGCCACUGUUGCAGCGGCUAUGUGAAACCAUUGGACAGAGGGCAAAACGUGGGCUUGGGCUUCAUUCUGUGCCGUAGGGCUGCUUACCUGAUGGAGCUUUUCUCACUCAACCUUGUAUGAAUUCUCCAUACUAAUUAAAUGGGCAGACCAAAUGGAUAGCUUGUGAAUUGGAUAGCUUGUGAUUUGUGAAUUGAUCUUUCUGUGGCCAGUUAUUCUUUGGGCUGCAAAUGUACCUGUUAGUAAUUGGCUCCAACUUCUGUUGAACUACCCUUUGGCACGCUUAAAGCAGACAGAGAAGCCCCUGCCCUGUUUGUGAAGUUAUUUCAGCCCUCCCACCCCAUGUUAAGCCUGUUCAUUUGGCCUGCUGUGUACCUGACUCCACCCUAGUUAAAUGUCUCUUCUUUUCACGAUGAUCCCCGAAGUAUUGUCAUAGAAUUAAAACGGCACGGCCAGAUUGCAGCAGAGGACUCUUCAACUAGUAAGCUGGUACAGUUUAAAGACUACCUCCUUCAUACUUCAAAAGAGAUUAGAAUAUCCCGUUCCCCCCCUUUUUUGAGAUGUGAUUUAAUAUUACUGAGAGUAGCCGAAAUUCACCAAAGGACCUGAGUCGCUAUGAACUUACUGGCUUCUAAUCUGAGAGAAGCCAAGUGCCAUACGGGGUCUUAUAGCAUCCUUUAUCAGAACAAGCAGUCUGGAUAGAACCCACAGGAUGCGGCCUACUUUGCAAAGGCGAAGAAAGUUGUUGUUUUUAAUGAAUUUAAUAUGGCUUGAAGAAUUGCAGUGAUAUCAUGGACGGGUCCACUUUUACCCUGUAUUUGCAACCCUCCCCCUCAAACUGUUGUUUCCAAUAAGAAAUGUUUGAAUGCCUUAGGUGUAGGAGCAUGUGUGUGCAUGGGAUAUUUGGCCAGGAUCUAAAAAGCUACCCCCUAGGGACUUGGGCAUGUACUUCUCCCUUUAAAUGGCAGGCCCUUAUUCCAUAUCACAGGCUAAUGAUAAGAUUCCCUUUUUGCUUCAGCUGAGGUUUGCUUCUUUUGCAUAUGAGGGCUUGCCAUUUGAAAACACAAGUCCCAAGUUCUCUCGUGCAUACUAGCUAUGAAUCCAGAUGUGCACACAUAUGUAAAAUAAUAUAUAAGGUCUCUUGUUUUAACAGAGGGUGACAUGAAGGUGCUUCAAACUUAUUUUGAACCUAGGAUGACAUUAUGUGUUGAAUAUUUUUGAGAUUCUAUUUAGGUAUUUUUUCUUCGAACUUCAAGAUGCUAUUUUUCCCUACACAAGUCACUAACUUAUAUAAACUCUAAAUGUGCAAAUAUAUAUAUAUUCUUGAAUGUUUUAUAUUAUGAGUGUGUUCUGUUUCACGGUAUGAGAAUUUGGUCACACCCAAGAUCUUGAAGUGAGUGCAAAUAAGGUGCUUUUAUCUCAAACUAAACUGUAGAAAGCUGUCUUGUAAUCAUAAUAUUAUUCUGACGAGCGAAUUCAUUGUGCUCAUUUAUACAUACACAUAUUGCUAUCAUGAUUGUCACUGGAUAUGUCAUAGGGCUGUUAUCCAUAACUUACUUACUUUACUUACUUACUUGAUAGUUAAUGCAAGUCAUCAUAAGUUUCAUCGUUCAGGAGAGUAACAGUGCUUGUACUAUUCAAUAGUCAUGUUCACCAGUAGUUUGCAAACAGAUCUGUUCAUAAUUUUUCCCAUCCUUUGAAGCCUGAGAUCCAUAGAGCUAUGUGAAUCCCUUGGGGAUUGUCUUUGAGCAACAGACCCUGCUGUCCCGUAUCACAGUUUGUGCUUGAAUGUUCCCUGGAGUUUCAAAUGUGGGUUGUCACGUGGCAAAAGGAAGAUGGCAGUUCAAAUAGCACAAUUUCAGAGCCUACUUGGGUGUGUGGCACUAGGUGUGGAAUGUAGGAAGCUACCUUAAAAUGGACAGACCAUUGGUCUACUUAGUUCAAUAUUGUCUGCCUAGGCUGAUUAGCAGCAACUCUGCAGGGUUUUCUAGCAGGAGUCCACCAAUUCUAUUUAGCAAUGCCAGGAACUGAACCAGGCGGGGGUUUUUUGCAUGCAAAAUGUGUGGUCAGCCACUGAGGUGUAGCUUACACCAGUGGUUCUUUUGAUACGGUGACUCACAACUCCGAAUUUAUUUGGUGUGGUGACCCAUAAAUUUAUUGCCACAAGCGUCAAUGAUAUGCCAACGAAAUGAAAAGUUGCAGGAGGCAUUCAUCACACCAGUUAAAGGUUACUAACAAUAUUUAUUUUGGGCUUACUUAUAAAGCCUGUGACUCGUUUGCACAGGCUUUGCGACUCUUGUGGUUCAUGACCCAUAGGUUGGGAAACACUGGCUUGCACAAUGAAGCCUAUUUCUUUCUCUGCCCCUUCUCCACCGCCGUCUGAAGCUGGUGGAGUUCCUGAAGCCACCUGAGCCAUCAGGAAACAGGAUACUGGUGUCAAUGGACCUUUAGGCUCUUACGCAUGUUGCCAAACCAUGGUUUUAAGGGAACCAGCAUGGCAUCUGUACUGACCCUGAAUUACAAGAGAGGGCUUAACCUUGGGGAAGAAGGGUGUUACUGCUAAAUUGCCAGAGAUUGAUGUAAUUUGUCCCUUCAACCACUUAAGGCUGGGAGAAGUGUUCAUAAGGCUUUAUGACGCUGAGGGCUAGAGACUUCAAGCAAGGGUUAUGAUUUAAGUUACUGAAAUUCUGCUGAAGUCUGCUGAAGCAACCAAAUUGUCAAACGGGAACUAUCCUACUUUAAAUACUACUUUACAAUGCAAAAAAAUCUCCUGCCUUUCCCGUCAGCUGUUCAAAAUCUGGCAGAACUCCAUUAAGGAGCAUAAGGGUGUAGUAACUUUUAUCCCACAUUAAGGAUAUCCUUAAAAGAGUGAGCUUGUUGCUUGAGAUAUGUGACACUUUGAUUCUCAGUCUGGAAGGGAAGAACAAUUUUGCUGCUGCCUCUGGAGUGAGCCUAGAUAUGAGAGAUUUCCGAAUUCACGGCAGCCUUUUCUAUAGUUUUAAGAACAGUGCAUGCAAAUAGCUGUCACCUUUCUCAGUUCUGUGAAUUUCUCAAGAUUACAACCAGGGAAGAAAUAAUUCUUGGGAAAAGAAUUUGGGCCCGUUGCUCUCCUUUAAAAACAAAACAAAACAAAAAAACUACCUCUGAUUAUGAUGAGAUGGCAGUAUUGCGGGCCCCUUUUCAGUUCUUUUUAAGAGGCAAAAGGAUGUGGGGAGACAGACUGCAUAGUAACGUUACUUUCCCUACCUCCCAUUUUCUACCGAGUCCUUUGCACAAACUGUUGGUAACGCCAUGCUUUCCUCAGGAUGUGUGCUGACUCUGAAGCUUUUUCUUCAUUUUCCCCUGUGUGCUGCAAAAGCCACAGCGUCCUUGCUUCACACAGGUUUUUUUUUUGGUGUACUGUACAUCUUGAACACCCACUUAUCAUAGGGUUGGAGUUGCGGUGGGCUGUGCUCCUUUGCCGAGUGUGCCCCUGCAUGGUCAACCGAGACUUGCCACUCAGUUUCUAGCAAGCAGUUAUUAUGACCAAUGGCUAUUAAUCCGCAAUAGUAAAAUAGACUGAGAGUGUUUGGCACCAUGAAGUUGGAGGUAGGAAGUUAGGAUGGUCAGAGUUUAUGGUGUAAUCUGAUCUUAAAAAGCUUUGGCACACCAGAUUUAACUGAUAUCUCCUGGGAUUAAUUUUAACCUGUAGUUUAGUUUAAGCAGUUGUAGUAUUUUUUAAAAUUUACUAAUGUUUCUUGGAUCCAGACUUAAGUUACUUCACUGAAAUCAACGGGACUUAACCCAGUAUUAACUUGAGAUCCAGUGUGGUGUCGUGGUUAAGAGUGCCGAACUAAGACCCGGGAGACCAGGGUUCAAAUGGCCACUCGGCCAUGAAGCUAACUGGGUGACCUUGGGCCAGUCACAGUCUUCUCUCAGCCUAACCUACCUCACAGGGUUGCUGUGGGGGUUAAAUGUGGCGAACCAAGCACACCUCCUUGGACAAAAAGACGGGACAUAAAUGCAGUAAUGAAUAGUAAUAAUAACUUGGCGGAGGCACCCAAGUUCAACAAACUUGGGUCUGGAUCCUACCGGCUGAGGGAAUAAUUGCCUAGGAACACCAUUAUCGUACAUAUUUCAUUUGCCAAGAAGGAAGAAACAAAAUACAUUGUUGAAAAAAACCGAUUAGCUAAUGAGAGAGAUUAGUGAAGGGCCUUAUUUCAAAAUGGUACUAAAUAGAAAUAGUUUACAUCCUUUUGCUGCCUCUCUGUUGCAAUGUUCCAGGCUUCCAGGAUAUACAGAAAUAUAAAAUUAGCACUUGAGGAAAACUUACAAAAUUAUUUCUUCCCAUUAGUAAUGCUGUAGAGUUUCCAUUUCAUUAUAUACAUAUAUAUAUAUAUUAUAGAGAGUAUACUUCACUCUAUACAUUCAUCUAUAAAAACUCAAUGUAGGAGAAUUAGCAUUUUAUGCAGUGUAUGUACCUUAAGCAGUUUUAGUUACAUGCUUGCUUGAUGCGAUGUGGUUUCUUUAACUUAAGCCUUAACAAAUGUAUCAAAUUUGUCCAAAAUCAGAAUAUGCAAAAACAGUAAUUUAGUAAGACUUAACUCUUUCCCAUGAAGGCACAAGAGAUUUUUUUUUUAAAAAAGUUGUUCUUAUCCUUAAAACCAGUCUGUGUUUUUGAGGAGGCAACGGAGGCACCUGCCCUGUAGCCUUGUCAUUCUAUCCCAAUUUUUACAGAAUUUUACACCUCCUGGACUGGGGCUCCAGCCACACUGUUAAUCCGGACAUUGUGAUGUGUGGAGAAGAGACUAAGCAAUUGGAAGAAAUUCAUUUUUUUUAAAAAGGGCUAAGGGGAUUAAUGUUGCUUCAUUCCCCUGAGUGAUAUGUAGUUGUAUUGAAAGAAGAGUCUUGACGAUUUUUUAAAAUGUACAUAUGUUGAAAACAUAGUGAUGUUUUUUUGCAUCACAUAACUGACAUUGACUCCUUUUGUCUCCAAGAUUAGUCGCAGGCGGGGGUGGGGGGGUUGGGGACCCAGCACUCUUUCCAGUUUGGAUCUACCUCACACUAAGCAGUUGGGUGCUAAUUUAUUCAAAUUAUAAAUGAGAUUGUCCAAAGUGACCAAACAGUAUGUGAUUACUUGUCCUCUGAAGACAAGGGUGUUUGGGGUGGGGGUGGGGGGUGGGUUGUGUUACAAAAAUGCAUUUGGUUUUUCUCUCUCUUCAUCUUUGUGCCUUUUGUGUUGAGUCCCGAUGCAUAGCGAAAUCGUCACGCUCCUAUACAAACUAUAAACCCUUUUUAACAGCAAAACUGAAAACUGUGUCAGGUUUCUGAAAAAAUUAACGAAAGUGUAUUUUUGUGUGUAAUAAAAGUAUAUAAAUAUACAGAGUAACGGAAUGCUUGUAAUGUGGAAAGUUCUUUUUUUAAGAAAAAAAAAAGUAUUGAAAAACAGACAGACGGAAGGAAAAAAAAAACAUUGAUACUCUGAUCCCAAACUAUUCUAUGCAUACAUUAGCAUGGUCGUGAACCAUGCAUGCUCUAUGGAGCUUCUCAGUGUUUGCCCAAAAGGAAGUAGUGUGGCAGUUCAAUCUUGGGAUGAGCGUGCUCCAAUAUGCUAGCCAAUAUAUGUGGGCCACCCCAUUUGUUUCACCGAAGGGAGCAAAUCUGCACACGACGAGAUAUAUAUAUACUUCCUCCAUUUAAUUAGUGAAAUCUCUGUGGCCUGGGUAGUUCCAGGGGUGGGAAGCUCAAUAUGCGUGAAGAUGUGUGUAUGUAGCUACUAAUACUCAAGCUGUACAUCAACCUUUGCUAACCUGGUGCCUUCCAGAUAGGGGACUACAGCUCCCAUCAGCCCCCAGACAGCACUUGCUCACUGGGGACUUAUGGGAGUUGUAGUCCAACAAUACCUGGAAGGCUGCCCUCCCGGGCUGGCAAAGGUUACUGUACAUAUAUACAUGUAUAUAGUAAAACAUGGAAGUGAUGUGUGUGCAUAUGUCAGGUAAGGGAAUAAAAACAUCCAAGUAACUUUCUGCAUGCUUUUAUAUAACAGUUUGACUAUCCUUUUUUAUAUAAAAACUUUUUUUACUUACCUUUUUUUGGGGAGACUAAGUUGUAAUAUACUAUUGUUUUUGAAGACUGAAAAUUUGACUUUAUAAACCGUAACCAAUACAGCAUGGGAAUCUUUUCCUGUAAAAAUUGAUAAUUUAGUUUAAUAUCCGGGUGGGGGAAUUAAAGAAAUGUGGGUGGUGGUGGGGUGGGAGACACCAACAUUCCUAAGUGGCAGGAUUUAAGCUAUACCCUAAAGGAGGUGUUUUUCCUUUUUUCUUUUUUCUUUUUGCUGCAGAGAGACUCAAUCAACAGGAAAAAAAAGUGUAUGUUACAAAACUGCCCCAACGGGUCUAUAAGUAAAGCUAUAUUUUAUAAAAGAGUAACCAACCUUUUAAUAUGCUGCAUAUAAGUGAUCAGCAUCGUUGCACUUUCUCAGUAAUAGUGUCCUGUAAAUUGGCUUAUGGUUAAGAAUUUUAAAAUGUUUUUAAUGUACCAUAGUACUUGGGCAGAAUAUAAGACUUACAGGUACCUCACGAUUGAAACAAGAGCCUGAAUAUGCUGCAUUUUGUUCCUUUUAUUUCACUGAACAUUUUGUUUGGCUUUCAUUAGUUUUAAUAUAUUGUUAAAAGGCUACCUGGCUUUUAAUUUGUAUUUGUUGGAUCCCCUGAAGAACUGAGAGAGUUUGUCUCUCUUCACUUAGUUAGACAUUCUUACCCUUUACUGGUGUUAGUUCAGUAGUUGUUAUCAAGUCUGCCCUGCAUUGUUCAGUAGAGGAUGUAGUGACUUUACGAAGUAGGUUUUGAGAAAAAGGAAACUUAAGGUUGUAAAACAGACAAUAUAUGUUCUCUCUUGGUUUGUAUGCUUGCUUUGUAAUCAUUGAACAUCGAGAUGGGGAGUGGUGUCGUUUGCUGCUUUCCAACUGGAAAAAGGCAAUCAUGUACUUGUAAUAAUUAUAUAUUGAUUAAGGAAUAAGCUAACAAAUCAGUUAGGAUAACCUAACUGGACAGCUGAGCCACAUUGCUACUCCAAAACACCCCCCAUUGGAAACUGAGGGCAGGAUCCAGCUAAACAGUUUGGCUAGCACAAGGAUUUUAGCUGUACAGUGGAAAUUCCCUGCCUCUCACCCCCUAAAUCUGCUCCAGAGGCUUGAAUAUGGGAAUAUUCCACUGUGCAGUAAAUGUCCUUGUGCUAGCCAAACUGUUUAGUUGGACGCCACCCUGAGCUUGCAACCAGGUGAUUUCAAGCAACAUAUACCCUUUAGAUCUAAUUUCCUUCAGAAUAACUUGGUAGUUUUAAUUCCCCAAAUGCAUUAUAACACAGAGGGAGUUGUGUUUGGGAGUAGAAUGCAGGGAGAGAAACUCUUGAAGGAAGCUUCAGAAGACUGUGAAAUUCAACAUUUAUUGUCCUGUUUUUAAACUUAGGUGGUUCCUCUUUCCAUGUUUGUUUUACAGCUUGCUAGUAAAAUACUUUGCACUACUUAUGCAAUAAACUCAUGACAAACUAACCUUUUACUUUUGUUUUGGUUUCUUGUGUAUGUGUGUGUGUGUAUAUAUAUUAUAAACUAAUACUAAAGAUUUAGUGUAGUGUUUUUUUUUAUUACCUCCAUACCAUAAGACAUGUAACAAGCUCAAAAUGCUGUAAAUCUUGAUGAAAUAUGAUGUGAAUGAUAUUUUAUAAAGUUAUUUUGUAUGGUGUCGAUUUUGUUUCUGCCUCAUAGUAUGUCAAUAAAUUACUCAUAUUUACAAGUUCAAAUGUACCAUUUUCUAUUAUGCAUGGGUUUCAAGUGCCUGGUACAAUUAAUACAUUUUUUUACAGGGCGGGAAUGUGGAUGCACACAUUCUGGGCAGUUUUUAUCAUUGAUCCUAUGAAGUAAGGUAGGCUGCAUGAUGGUCCAAGGUCACAUAGCAAACUCCAUUGCUGGGAAACAGUUUGAACAUUUGUCUUUCAGACCAGCUGAUCAUUCUUAACCAUUCUGGUAUUGUGUGCAUAAGAAUAAACUAUUUCCUUAUUAGCUCAGUUUCUAUGGAACCUAGGAGAAAAAUGACUGGCUAUGCAAUUUAAUAGGUGCUGUUUUGCUCACACACUUCACUAGACCAAGGUGUUUUAUCAAACACAGGACAUUAUGGCUGUAUGGUACAUAACUUCGUAUGUGUGUUCCAUCUUUAUAACUCCCAGGUUUGCUUCAGAGGGUAGAGCUUGCAGCCACUGAAACGGGAGCAAUAGUGUACCUGCUGUGUACUGCACUUGUAUUUUAAUCAGUAUACUGUUCAAACUCUCUCUCCCAUCAUGGGGGGAGACUGAGCUAAGGCUUUGUGUCCUCUGCAUGAGUACUUCUAUGUCCAGAAACUCAUUCAGGAGGGCAGCAGACGGAGAAUUACAGUUUUAGUUCCACUGUAGAAAGGGCUCUGGUAUGCCAU